GGGGAGACAGAGGGAGGAGAGGAUGUCAUCAGCGAUGUAGAGGAACAGUCUGUGUACGGAUUCGCGAAUGAGGAAACACGUUAUUCCGUCUCUGACAUCGUCUUCAGAGCUCAUCUGAAGGCUGACAACCUGUACAGGUAAGAACCGACAAGACCCCUAACCGAACCAAAUCAGGAUUCAAACAAGCUCAGGAGAAUGACGAGGCAGGUGAAGUUUCAGGUAGACGAUGCUUAUAGCAGAGGGUUUGGAAACUUAAUCGAAUCUGUUUUUAAAGGUGAAUCAGGCUUUUCAAGUCAAAGUUAUUUUGAGCUUCCUGUCUUUAUAUGUGAGCGGGUUCGAGCUUCAAAUAGUAACAGGAAUAAAGGGCCAGUCUACGCUUUUAUCUGUGGAAUCAGGUCUAAUUUCCUGAUACGAGUGUGAGAACAGUCUGUCAGCAGCACUGUGAUGACUGAAGUCUACUGUAUGUGUGAGUGGGCAUAACUCCACAAAGGCAGGAUUGUUCUCAAACAUUUUUUACCCAUGAGCGCUCUUACUAUGAGGACAAAAACACGCUCAAUCACAGAUCAGAUCAUGAGCUCUAUUCUUGUAGGUGCAAAAACACGAUUUUAUCAUUGUACCUCCUCAGCAGAGUCUCCCCUUGUGCUCCUUGGACAUUCCAUCUUUGCAUUUCGAUAAAUUGCUGUUUACAUGAGUAUCCUGGUCGUUGGUUUCCCCCCUUUGUGCCUUAGAUAGGGAGUGACUGUUGCUGUAAUGUAAUACUUCCUGCCUUCUGAAUAAUAAAUGGAGGAGACUCACUCAUUGACCAUUACUGAUUACGUAACCUCACUUCUUCCUAAAACGGACCUUUUCCUGCUAAAUGUUGGCGUCCUCUUGGAAAACCUCCCUCCUCAUCUUGACUCUGAACAUCUCUACUCUCUCCAGGUGUGAAGAUGGGGAACGGCUCCAUGAAAUCAAAGCAUUACAAGCACACAGACAGCCACAAAGACAAUGGCUGUGGGUUCAAAAACCAGUCUGUGGACUCUCUCAGGGCACGGGUGGAAGAGCUGGAGCAUGAGGGGAAGAGGAGGGAGGAGGAGCUGUGUGCUAAAGAGCAGCAGAUCAAAGGUCUGCAGGAGCACCUGGCCAGGCAGACUCGAGUCCUGGCAGAGCUGAGUGAGGAGCUCCAGAAUAAAUGCAUCCAGCUCAACAAGCUGCAGGAUGUGAUGAAGAACCAGAGCGGAGCCUCAGCUGCUGCAGCUCUUGUUUCCAGGCCGCCAUCAGUGAGAACAUGCGGGAAGAACAGCCCCAACCUUAGCAUUCGCAUCAAGGAAACCCUCAACAGGAGGAAAGGAGCCAAAGCUGGGGUGUCGGCCGAGCCCACUUCCAGGACCUACGACUCCAGCAGCCUGCCAAAGUUCUCCUUUGAGAACGUCCGAGUACCCAAGGAUGCAAGGUGAGGGAAGUUCAAGAACAUUAUGGGGCAGAGGCCUGGCAAGACUUUCCAUAGGAAAAAAACAAACAGAACUUGUUUUACAAGAACUUUUACACCAGUUUUUUUUUCAAGGUUAAGGUGCAACCAUAGACUGUAUGUAGAAUGGAUGCCGUCUGCCUCCUCGCGGGGUGAAGCCACUCCGAGAACAACACCCUCUGUUGAUGGGCUGCAGUAUAGGUCAUAAAUCCCGCCUCCGCCAGCAAAGCUUAUGGGGCUGUGGACAAAUUUUAGAAAUUUAUUACACAGAACAUAAAUUUUUCUCCCCCCUGCUUGCGAUGCUAACAUGUAGUUAUUGUAAGACUGGUUUGUGCUCAAGUCCUCUUUUUUCUGUGAAGCUCCAGUUUUAAAAGUUAUUAGGGGGUUCAUGUUUGCUAUGAUUGACACCUGAUACAGCCUAUGGGCGUUCAGGGAUUGAGUAGCUCUCCCGGGGGGAUACACUGUUUGAGCCGAGCGUCAUCACAGUGACUCUCUGCGACUGCGCGGCCGAAUGCGCACAACGCUACUGCACAGCACUGGUUUCAGGAAAUGAAGAAAAAUCCCGGAAAUACUGAGAGCUUUUUGGCUUCAAAUCCGUAUACAGGCGGUAGGCGGAACCAAGUUGUCCAUAGUAUAUACAGUCUAUGGGUGCAACCUAUAACAAUGAGGGCAUGAGAAAAAGUUACUCAGUGGGUUUGAUUAUUAUUAGAAGGAUGAAACAAAACACAGAAGUACCAAAAACUGCAGUUCCUCCAGUGUCCACAGGGGGCUGUGACCUGCAGUGAGUCAGUCCCCAUAGAGCUUAAUGUUGUCCAACUUUGCAGCAGAGGUGGUUUUAAAAGGUCAGAGAGUAAUGUCCUCCUUUUAAAAAAAACCCACAAAAAACAAGAUUUUGGGCAGAAAGGAAAAAAAAAAGGGGGGUGUUUUCGAGUCAGUCAAACAUUUGUUAAGAUGGUGUCAAAAACACAAUGGCCCUCAUUUAUCAAGCUUGCGUACGGCAGAAAACUUGCGUACAUCUUGCAUACAAAAAUUUUGAUGUGAGGAUCGGCAUUUAUCAAUCUGCACAUGAGGUCUCACGACAGGUCUGACAUCGUGUACACAAGUUUGAGUCAGUGUGGAUCUGCGGUGCAGCAAAUGUCUGUCUCAUAGUAAUUGAUAUACACACCUCAAACCUGUCAUUAAGCACAAUCAGACAGAUUUCAUUAAAGAUUAGGAUGUAAAUAAAAUAAAAUAAAUUUGUUAUGUCCGUAGUGAAAAGACCUAUUUGAUGACUCUGCCCAGAAACACUGCCACAGACCAGAAGCGCUGUUUUAACAUUAUGCGCACGUGCCACUAUGGAGCGCUGCGUUGGAAUCCUAAAAGGCAGGUAGCUCUGUCUUGGCCCAGCAGCGGGGAAGUUUAAGCCAGUACAGUUUUGAAAAAUGUUGCUCUGGCGAAUAGAGUGCUGUUAGCUGUGCCGGUGCAACGUGAGGACCCGAUGCCUGGAGAACAAUAAUGAGGAGAGACUCCACAAAGGUGCUGUACAGAGAAGACAGGACCUUAUCAAUGGAUUCUGACAUGUAAAAUAUAAUUUAGAAUAUAUUUUAUAUAUAUAAUUUAAUAUAAUUUAGAGUGCUAAAUCCAUAAAAAUGUGCCUCAGGGGCAGCAACACACCGUUUGGUUAAUUUAUCAUCAUGAGCAACUCAUUGACUAAUGAUUUAUUCAAAUUUCAGCCAUUGUCCACUAUUCCGCAGCAGCGCUGUUCACCACCACCAUAAUCCUGCUGCAGACAGGAGUUUUCUGGUUUGCUUUUAUACCAGUUUUGAUGCUUCCAAAGAGAAAAUCCUUGUUAGUUUCCACCACAGACGCAAGGAUAUCCAUUUUCAGCUCGGAAAAGUUUCGCAUCUUUCUAAUAUUUCUCCUCUUUCAUGUUUGACCUCAGUGGGUGAGGCUUCUGAACCACGAAUAUUUAAGGGCGUAAACAUGUUAAUGACGAUCGAUUUCAGCCGCCGCAUUUAUCAAAACCCGAUCAUACGUACGCUGGGAUUGGUCAGAUACGAACCCUGUCAUAAAUCUCACGUGUGUCCUAUUGUACGAUAAAUCCUGCUCUCAGAUCUGCGCUCAGAUCUGUGCAAGACUGAUAAAUGAGGGCCAGUGUCUCCAAGUCUGCAGUUCUCUAAGUAUCCAUUAGAGGCCAUUUCACAAAAUAAGUCCAAAUUGAGUUUUUGUGUAUAAACACAAGAAAAGACAGGUGGAAAAAAAAUCACCAAACAGCAACCUCAGGGGCUGAGACAUGAAGCUGACAAUAAAGUCACUGAAACUGCAGUUCCCAGAGUCUCUACUGGAGUGAGUCAGUCCCCAUAGAGUCCCAUGUUAAAACGUCCAAGUGUACCUCAGAAAUGAACCUGUUUAAAACCACUAAAGGUGGUUUCAGAGCAUAGCAACAGUGAGGUUGUUUGGGUUGAAAGACUUGUUGAGCCUGAUCAAGAUAGAAAAGGUUUUUAGUCCCCAGAGGCUCAGUCUGUCUGAUUUCAGCAGACAAGUGAUCAAAACACAGAGUGAUGUUUGGUGGAUGGAGGUGAAGGAAGCAAAGAUUUGGAUGAAAUAAUCAGUCACAGAACAAAACCACACUCAGUGUUUUAGCUACUGGUGACCCACUUCCACUUACUGUUGGCGUCACAAAAUAAAUCAAUAAGGAGUAAAGAGUUUUGAUCUGUUGAUAGAGGGCAUCCUGUGUGCAGAAUACAGUGCUCAUCCCGUCAACACAGACCUGAUCUCUGACCUGAAGCCAUUUACUGAAUGUCAGCCCACUCCCUCCUCCAAAUGUUCCCCUGUUGGAAUAAAAAAUAGAUAAAUAAAUUAAAAGCAAAACAAAACAAAAUAUGUAAAAUUUAAAUAUAAAUAACAUGAGAAAUAUGGUACAGUAAUCUUUAUGAUCUCCAUUCAUCAAUUUCCAUGAAUUUAAUGGCAGGCUUCAGUUCCUUAUUGAAUAAGUGGUUUUCUAUGUCUGCAUGUCUGUAAAGUUUUCCAUUUGUGUGACACUUAACUUUAAAAGUCCCCGUCCUCGAGGCAGCAGACCUCAAUCCUCUGAAGACUGCACAGGGGUGCUGCUGGGUCAUUUCUUUUUCAUUUAACUCAGUUGGGCUCUGGCAUUAUCUCCCUGGCCUGAAAUCAUGACCCUGAGAGCUCCUACCUUUCUACCUGCAUAUAUGUAAUGGCAGGGCCUGAGGCAGGGAGAGCAGUGGCAAAGACCCCCAAACAGAUCAGAGCAACAUCGGUAGUUCAAUCCGUACAACCCAGGUCAAAUUAAGCACGGCAGUCAACUGAGGAGCUGAGGUGGAGGAGGGUUGCAAAGUGGUUAGCAGAUGAAGCAGGAAGAGGAGACUGCAAUAUCAAAGUCAACUGAAUGACUUUUGUUUCAGCAUUUUGAUAUGAGAAAGGUCAUCAGCUGGGUAGUCAGCUGAUAUGGGUUUAGUUAGGAUCAGCUGAUAUGUGGGCUGAGCCGGACUUUCUGGUCCUGAACUAACAUUGUGCUCAGCUCUUUGAAUGUAUCAGAGUGAUUUUCACACUCAGACUGAUGAGCUGUUUCUGACCAAACUUGAUUUCAAACAUCCUAAAGCACCAGUGAGUUCAGCUUGUGAAUCAUUUGUCCUUUCCCUAAAUGUACCUAGAACACUCAAACAUCCAUAAUCAUCUAAAAACCUUGGUUUGAAGACUUUUCUUCUCUCUUCUAAUAUGAGUUUGGACAAAUAUGGAUCUCUACACCUCCAUCAGAAGAAACCCGAGGACAAAGCUUGUUCACAUAUGCACCCUGUCAGCUCAAAUUCCAGACUUCCUGUUGGGUUAAGGGUAAGGAUUGAACUUUUGCUUGGUCUUGGUACAUUUACCCAACAAAAAUCAAGCAUGUAGGUGGACCCUGACCCUCUGAUGGUAAACACAAUUAAACAACAAUGAUUAAACUAUUUCAUGACACAAAUGUUGACAUAUUUGAAUAUAGGCCUGUUCAAACCACUUUUGGGCAAUCAGACACAUUUUCAUCCCCUCUAUUCUUUCACCCAGUCAAUAAACUAUAGGCCUACUGUCAUUCAGUGGAAACUCUGUCUGGUUCUCAUCCACCAAACAUAUGUAACUAUCAAGCCUGGCAGUGAUGACUGAACGUAAAGCUGUGUGAAUGUGGCAGUCUGGUCUCCACAGAUGGCUCCUGUGUAUCAGAAAGUCCUGGUCUGUGAGGGACAGAGAUAUGCCGCUCAGGGCUGAAUGAGAAGCAGCAGAAAUCCUCUGCUCUGGUUUGAUGAAGCCUAAAGGGAUCCUUUAUCAGGCUGGAUCAGGUGGAUAAACAGACCACCCACCAGCUGCAGGGUCUCUCCUGAUCCAGCAUUCAGCCCUGACUCCUAACAUUUUCACUGUAAAACUCCUUAUAAGAGGAGUCGUCUUCUUCUCUCUGCAGCUGUUCAAAAUCUGACAUCGCUGCCCCACUUUCUGUUCUCACUGUUUCACUCGAUCCAUUGUGUGAGGAGCACAGAGGCUGCAAACAGUCAUCUUUUCACAGGAGACUCAAUAUAUUUAUCUAACAGACUGAAGGUGUGGUGAGUAAUGUGGAGGAGGGUGACAGGGCGGACCAAUGGAUUCUUCAGCAUCCGAUGAAGACCAAGGCACAAAUCUGUCACAAUUAAAGAGUCAAACAGCAAGUUUACACAAAGUUUAGCAUGAACCUGUAAGGUUCCAGACAUGGUUCUUCAAACCACAUCAGAAAUUGACUUCUAUUUUUAGGUGUAUCGCAAAAAGGAAAAGGAAAAAAGUUAGCUGUUAAAAUAGGGUGUAAUGACAUAUUUUGGUUUAAUAAUAGAAAAAUACACUUUUCAAAACCAACCUGUUCCUAAAUACCAAAAACCGAACACUGCCUAACCUGGGAAUUCCAACGCAUGCCAUUCCGCUCCACUCCAGACCGGCAGAUGGAUUAAAUACGCAAACAUACAGCGCCCACCGGAUCUGAUCUGCUGCAGCAAGCAGAGGAGAAGCGCUUGCGAUAUUACCUGAUAUUUCUUACAAGACUUGACGAGAUCUCAUAAGAUCUCGCGUGUUUCAAAAUGAAACACUGAAUGAGAUCAGUGGUGUAUAUAAACACCCACAUCCCACAACCAUUGCCCUUCCCAUUAUCACAUGAAGAACAGUUUAAUGUAUUGACAAUUUUAUUUUGAAAAUUAGCCGAAUACUUUACUCUGUAGCUGCAUACAACCUUGCUGACGUUUGUGCUGCGCUGUACUGGAUUAAUGCGCUGUGUUUUGGCGUCUGGCAAAAAAAGAAGCCCUGCGUAACUGAUCCGACCACUGGAGCUGAUCUGCAGUGGAGCACAUAAUCAUGCACAUUGAUUAUAAUACUUACAUAUUUGAUCCACCUGCCACUCCAAAGCGGAGCGCAGCCGUUCUGUAUCCUGUGCGAUUUAGCCAAUAGUUUUGCAGGAAGUCAAGCUCUGCCUACAGUGCAUCAGCUGAUCUAAACCCCACCCACAUCAGCUGACAGUUCAGCUGAUUUUCAUCUAUCAUCAAAUUAUCAACUAUGAAACCAGUCUUACUUUUAGAACAUCUUGGUCCUGCUGACUCCUCUUGCGAUGUCUGAUUUUACCAGGGUCCUACUGACUGUUACUGAACUGUUCUGGACCCUAGGGGUCUUUGCUGCUGCUCUCCUCCCAGCCUUCAUUUUUCAUGUGAGCACACAAAACUGAGGCUGUGGCUCCCUGCAAUGUUUAGAGAAGGAAUGUCGAAAUCAUUUUUUAAAUUGUUAAUCUAAUUAAGCCUUAGUUAGCCAGGUAGCAGAUGUAGGUAAAGUUAUAAUCUUUUACAUUUCCCCUCCUCUUCCUUUGUGACAGUGUGAAGAAGCUGCUGUCUGAUGCCCUGAAUAAGAACCAGUACCUGCGCAGGUUGGAGCAGCAGCAGAUCAAAGACAUGGUGGAGUGCAUGUACGAGUGCACAUACCAGCAGGGGGAGUAUGUCAUCAUGCAGGGAGAGCCCGGGAACCACCUGUUUGUCCUGGCAGGUACCAUCAGCCUCAUAUCUGCACACUAUUUGUUCUGUUGACUCUGUGCUGUGAACAGAAGCAGCAGCAUGUGCAGCUAUGCUACUUCAAAGUUGCUAUAAUUAUUGCUGCAGUUGAUUUGCAUGUUUGAGGAUAAUGAUAUAAUGUCCAAUCAGCGCUCUGCGUCAACAACAAAUGUCAAGUUUUUUCCUGUUGACUCGAGGAAGUUUAUCCAUCUACAGAAUCUGAACUACAACAUCACAAACAUCACUUUCAAAGUAACCAAUCAACCAAGUUUUUCAGAUGACCACAUGUCCUCCACACAAUGACUGGACUCUAUCCAGUGUUAAUCAUCCAUUCACUGACCAACUGUGUCACAGAGACUGAACAGCCUGCAGCAGGUCGCCAUGCACAGUGAUGUGGAGUCAGUGUAAUAAAUGAUCAGGCAUGUCCAAAUAUAAGCAGAAAAACUCCUGUCUGUGUGGAAACAAUCAGACUGAAUAUGAAGUGUGUGAUGUGAUUCACACUAAUCUGAGUCCAAAGCAGCAUUUGCUCAUCAAACUGAGGGUGUCUAAUGAUUACUAAUGUUAAUGAAAUCAUCAUACAGACAUCAGGGGCAGUGAUUUGAUCUCAGUAAUGAAAUCAUUAAGCAGAGGGGUGAUUUGUGAUUCGUGCAGAGAGCGGGUUCACUUCAGGAUCACAGACACAGACAAACAGCGGGUAUAAGGGAGAACUGAAAGAAGGAAUGAGGGCGUCUAAUCUGGAACUAUAUUAGGGGUUUAGUAACUCAGCAAAGGCUGCUCAAGGUUAGAGACCACUACAACAGGAGUUAUAAGGAGAAAUAUUUAUGAUGCAGCUCAACUUUCAAAAAGUCAGGACAGUGAGUUAAAUGUGAAAAGAUCAUUGAAAAUGUUACUGCUGUGUGAAAUAUGUCAGUUUAUAGUAAAUUUGAUUCCAGCAGCACGUUAGAGACUGCGUGAGCUAAUCGUUCAACAGUUUCAGAAUUAUCUUGUUGAGUGUCAAAUGUGAAAGAAGGAGUUCAACGUUUCAUCAUCUACAGAAUAUAAUAUCAUUCAAAGAUUCAGAGAAUCUGGAGAAAUCUCUGUAAUAAAGAGACAAAGACCAAAACCAAGACUGGAUGGUUCUGAUCUUCAGGCCCUCAGGCAGCACUGCAUCAAAAACAGACAGGACUCUGGAGUAGAAAUCACUGCUUAUCCUGUGGAGGACAUGGAGGACUUGUGUCCGCAUCGUCAGCCCAGCUAAAAUGGACAGGCCAGAGCUAGCGGUGUAAGCAUGUCCUUCACAAACAGAGAGUGGCAAGAGUCCUUGCCAAAGUGGUUGCUGGUUACAACCCCUUGCUGCAUGUCUGCAUGCGACAUCUGCUGCCAUCUAGACAAAGACUUUUUCAGGGAAGACCUUCAUAUUUCAGGAAGACAUUGACAAUCCACAUUCUGACAACAGGGACAACAGCAUGGCUCUGUAGUAGAAGAGUCACGCUGAGGAACUGGUGUGCCUGCAGUCCUGACCUAUUUCCCAUUGAAAACAUUUGGAGCAUCAUGACACCAAAAACAGGACAAAGGAGACCCUUUCCCACUGUUUCUUAGAUCCACAAGCUCUUUUCAACCCUAACUAGCACGUCAUCUCAUCCUGAACACAUUUAGAAACAGGUUAUUUGUCCUAAAAUCACUCUGUAGAUGAAUGUUUUUGAGAUGAGAUUCUGUUUCCUGUGCCGUCAUGUCUGUGUCCUGAAUCUGAGAAUAAAAGCACGUAUUGAUUGUCCUUGUUUCAUAUUUGCAGAUGGGAAGCUGGACGUGUUUCAACACAACAAACUGCUCACAUCGAUAACAGUCUGGACCACGUUUGGAGAAUUAGCCAUUCUGUACAACUGCACACGGACAGCGUCAGUCAGAGGUACAUGGUUUUAUGUUCAGACAGUGAGAAUUGAAAGCAUCUCAGGACUCAGGUUGUACAUGUAUUCAGAGUUAUAGGCAGGAAGUCUGUCAGGAAGUCUGAGAUCGACUCACUGAUGGCUGCAGGAAGUGGAUCUGUGACCUUGUAGCAGACAUGAUCAAAUGUCUUAUUUCUCCAGCUGUAGCUCCUCCCCCUCAGGUUGUUAAGUCCUCAUUCACAGAUCAGGGUCUAAAGACUGUCUCUCUCACAUAUUCAGCAAAAAGCUGUGCAGGAUGGAGCAAAAAGACAAGAUGGUGCAGGACUCUGUCAGCAAGUUUCUUUCUGAAGUCCUGGGAAAUCAAAGCCUCACAAAUGUCUCUGUCAGCUCUGUAUUUAAAGGACAGACUGGGAUCCUCCCUCAGAGGAGCUGACAGCCAAUAAGAUCAAAGUGAGACAAAACUGUGAGCACAAGCCUGCAUGUUGUCCUCAAGGAGCUUACCUCGGUGCAGACGUGCAUCAGAUGAACUCAUUUGCGUUCAUUCAAGACAGUAGCUCAUGGAGAAGCAGCAUAAAGAUUUGAUGCAAAUGAAGGGAUAGAUGAAUCUCAAAUGAAGAAAAGAUUCAGCAUGGAUGCAAGUUAUGAAAAGAAAGAGAGCACAACAGCAUCAUUUCUAUAUACGACAAAGUUUAGAGAUGAGAAGUUAGUGACAGACUUCUUCAAACAUCCUGAGGUCUGUCCAGAAAAGUCCAAACAUCUGAGAAACAAGCUGCAUGUAGGAUGAUCAUGUUUGGGUGAGAAACUAAAGUGGUUAAAGUGGUUUAAAAGGUGAUGCUGAUGCUUCUGCAUGACCAUCAAAACCAAACAUAACCAUCACCAUGAGCAGGCUGGUCAUUUCUCUGAGGUCAUUUUCAAUGCCUGAAACUGUCAGACCAGAUGAUGGUCAGCAGGCUGAGGAAAACAGGCUUUGAAGUUUCUCUGCAUGUUGACAUUUUUUUCAGCUCACUCAUCUUCUACUGCUCUAUGAUCAGAGGCUGAUGGCAUACUCCCUCCUUCUAUUUAUGUGGCCCAUUAGAAAAUACUCUAUCCUCUUUAGUGCUCUGACCUCCAGCUCACAGCUCACCUGAUAGCAAGGCUGCAGACUCACGGAGGCCAUUGGACACAGGUAAACAAGCUCAGCACAGGUGUGUUGACAAAGGCUCUACAUAAUGUCCACAGCUCUGCAUCCCAAUUGGUGCUCGGGGUUUUGAAGUGCAUACCAUGUUCUCGGUGACAGCUGGAGGAGGGACUGAGCUGACCUGACAUUCAGGGUGAUCUGGAGAAAAUGAGGAGUCGCUCUGAGAGCGUCAGGAGAAGCUGGUCCUGUUAUAUCCUCUCUCUGCAAACAGGAGCUCCUCUCAGAGUUUCUGUAGAUUUAAAGUGACUCUCUGUCAGGAUGGAUGGCAGAUUACACAGGUUUUCUGCUCUCCUUUGUUUGUCUGACAGAUUGAAGUCUCUCCUUAAUGCUGAUAGAGGCUUUAAUUAAACCCCAGGAUAGGGGAGCGAUAAGAGAGGAGAGGAAAUGUGUUCACCUCUCUGUUUAAACAUGGGGGAAAUAUUCAAAACAGCUGUGGCCUCUUCAGUGUCAACCGAGCAGAGCUACAGGUCAAUUAGUUGUACUCUGAAAGGUCAGACUUUUUUAUGAUGGGGAUGAUGUUUUUUUCAGCGUUAAAUAAAGUGAAGACGUGGGCUCUGGACCGAGAGGUGUUUCAGAACAUCAUGAGGAGGACAGCUGAGACACGACAGGAACAGUACCGCAACUUUCUGCGAAGGUUAGCACAAAAACACGACCAAUGAGCAAAUUCUGCCCAGUUAUCUCUGUUUCUUUGACAGACUGUUUUUGUGACUGAAGCCUUGAACUGAUUUGAUUUUUUUAUGACUGUUUUUAACACUGAAGCACUUUGUUACUUGUUUUUGGAAAGUGCUGUACAAAUGGUUUUAAUUGUUAAAAAAAUAUCAAGAAAAUGCAGUAUUUGUUUUGGGAAUAAAUCAACUAAAAAGAACAUUUCCUCAUGGACUUCUUUACAAUCUGGAUUAUUUCUGCCCCCUGCUGGACAUAAGGGGGACCCCACAUGCAGGUACAAAGUAUACUCCGUAAAACAAUGCACAGGAGACAGAAUGAGAUCUGAAGAGCAGCCUGGUCUUUAUUGUACGAUCAGAACAGAUCACAAACAUAGUCUUGAUCAGACCAAAGGAGAGUAGCCCCAAAUACAUGUGUGUUACUGUGUAGUACCUCUGUAUGCCUCUAAUUAAUGUGUGUGUGUGUGUGUGUGUGUGUGUGUGUGUGUGUGUGUGUGUGUGUGUGUGUGUGUGUGUGUGUGUGUGUGUGAAUUUGAAAAGCAGGAUUUGAAAUUGAAAUAAUUUUUUUUAAACUAAAUUUAUUUGCUCUGAAAUUGUAUUAAAUUUUCUAUUUGAAAAUUCAACUCUCUAUUUUCCUUAAAUUAAAAGAUAAUAGAUUCAAUUUCAGUUUGCAAAAUUCAGAUUCAUUUUUGUAAUUCACUUUCAGUUCAGCGUGGCACAGCCAUUACAUCAUCGAGAGCAGAUAAAUUCAGUUUCAAACUUCAAUUUCAAAUCAAGUAAAAUCAGUUUCCAUUAUUUAUUCCUAUUUCAAAUCCUGCCUCUCAAAUUUAAUUUGGUUGUUUAAUUUCAGUCUCUAGUGGCUCAAAUCUCAGUCCAUAAAAAUGGACCUCAGAAACAGUCCAGGUUGGGUCUAGAUCACAUCAUUUUUGGUUUAUGUGCCCCGGUGCAGAACUCGAAAAAGGAAGCUGUUUUGAUGUUUGAAGCAAUAAAUUAUAUAAUAAUGCUCAUGCAUGUGUGUUUUGUCUUCUCUGUCAGUGUGUCUCUCUUGGCUAAUCUACCCGAGGACAAACUCAGCAAAAUUGUGGACUGCCUGGAGGUGGUAAGUGAUUCUGUCAGUCCAUCCACAUGUCUGCAGGGGGACACUGACUUCUCAUUGUAAUGCUCAGCCCUCCUGACGUUGCAGAUAGCUGCUGUCCAAAUAUCAUUACCAUUUAGCCGUAUAUCAUUACUGCACGUCAGCGUAUUCUGUCCAGCUCAAGUCAGCAAGAGCUCAAAAAUUACAGCUCUGCUGAACGGAGGCCAUAUUAUUCAUGUCACUGCUACCAGCUGUAUAUGGUUACCAUGAUUAUUUGAACAAAGCCCCAGAAAGUGUUUAUUCAAAGAGGGGAUGAGUGAUUUCUCAAAAGUGCAUGAGUGACAGGUGUGUGUGUGUGUGUGUGUGUGUGUGUGUGUGUGUGUGUGUGUGUGUGUGUGUGUGUGUGUGUGUGUGUGUGCAGAAACAUACAGGAGGACAGCUGCAGCUCUCAUCCUGUUUCAUCAGAAAAAGAGAAAACGCAGCUUUGAUGCCUGAGCGUGGGCUGUGUGAGGGUGUUUGUACCUGGUUUUCCAUAUUCUCCAUCAGGUGUCAGUCUGAUCUGUUUGACUGUAAUUUCAACUGUAAAGCUGUAAAGACUCAGGACUCCAUCUGAACUGUCUUUAAAGCACAGUCCAGGAAUGUGGUGCAGAGUGAGUCCUGGAAUCAGGGUAGGGUCCAGGUGAAGGCCUCAUCACUGAGGUCCUUCACUCUGGUCACCACAGGUUAUAAAACAGAGGACAGACAAAGAAGAAGUAGCUGCUGCUUAUGAGCUAGCUUUUUAUCCCUCUGAGAAACACUCAGACACUAGACAUAAGAUCAACAUUGACCCUCUUCAGUUACUUCAGUGUAACUUCCAUGUAGCUUUGAAAGGACAUGGCGGUGCAGCAGUCCGGUUACCCCAGAAUCUUUUUGUCACGUUUUUUGAAGCAGAUAUCAGUGCUUCAGUAAAAACAGGUUGACUCAACUCUCUGCUGUCUAUCAAUAUUGGACUGUAAAUGAUAUAUUUCUCCAAAAAUCAGGAUAAACUGGAAGUGUUGAGGAUUUCUUCACUUUCUGUCCUCAGAUAUCAGCGCCCUGACACUAAGAAUGAUUUGAAGUGACAUCUGUCAUUUUUUCUUCUGCCUCUUCAAUUGUUCAUGCGUCUUUGUGUCACGGCUGAUAUCUCAAGGGCUACCUGAAGGCAGCACAGUGCCUUCGAGGACAGCUGGUCCAACUGAGACUGAGGUGGCCUUCAAACCUGGAUCAGUCUUCCUCUUGUUUUUGUUUUUCUGUCAGUAGAUUUAGAACAACACACACUCUCAGACACACACACUCGGAUACUGUCGAGACUGUAGAUCUGUAGAGUACUCCCUGAGUCCUCGUCCUGCUCUGUUAAGUAUUGUUAUAAUGUGACUGAACUCCCCUGGAACAUAAUACAGCCAAAGAGCAACUGCCAACAGUUCAAUAUCUGGACAACACAACUUCUCCUCAUUCUUCAGCAAUUGUUCUUACAGCGGUCAGUGAACUGUUGGACCCCCAGACCCCACUUUUAUUAUCUGUGCUUUGAUAUGUUGAAAUGAACCCUUCGCUCUGGGUACCAGGGGUUUAAAAACUGAUCCAGUUCUGUAAUCACCAGACUGUCUUCUGGUAAGGUUUCCAAACUAAAACUAAAACUGUUUUAACUUCUCAUUAUUUCUGAUGGGCUGAAACUAAGUCUGCUGAGAAAAUCCUUUUUUUAUCACAGAAAAACAAGAUGGUCUUCAAAGUGAAGGAUGGCGUCAGGAUAAGAAAAGCUCUGACAGACGUUUAAGUGCCAUAAUUAACACAAACUAUUGAGCUACAAUUACUUUAUGUUUUAUAGAUCCUUCAAUCCCUGCUAUUCAUCUGUAGCAGCAGGUUGAUCCUGUGGACCACAGAGAGCAUUGAUGUCUGAACUGAUACUCUGACGCGCGGGAAGCUGCUACCAGGAAUCAGGCAGGUCAAUCCUGAGAUCAAUAACAUGCUUCACUCUGACUGUCCCCCCCCCAUUAGGAAUACUACGACAAAGGAGAGUAUGUCAUCCGGGAGGGAGAGGAGGGAAGCACCUUCUACAUCAUUGCUCAGGGGAAGGUAACUUUAAACUUUAUUAUUCUGACAGUCACUGAGCUCCACCCUUGGACAUCCAUCUGUAUCUGCACUAGGCUCAACCCUGUCUCAAACUAACCUGUCUCAAAGAUUGCAGUUUCACUUCAGUCUGAUGGUCUGAUUAGUCAGAAACUCAACACAGAGGAGACGGAUAGGGGCUGAGGGUCCACGUGGGACUCUAAAACUCCAUUAUAGCCCCCCCUCUGUCCUUCUACACUGAGCUCACUCAACCAGAGACAUACAUGUGGUUAUGGGGGAGGAGAGGACUAAUGCAGGAAAUACCUUCCUCAGACCCUCAGACCAGAGACCAGGAGGCACUCUGAGAGCAGCUGCCACUAGGAAAGCAGGGGAAGUGUAGGUCAAAAGUCAGUCUUAGCUAAAAAACAACACAGUGUUAUGGCUAUGAUGUCACUGCAGUAUUUCUCCAUUAGGAUUGAGCCAUCGAAGGGUGGUGACCUUGACCAGGGUGGGCUGCUGGUUUUUAAAGCCCCACAAAUGAAGAGGAAGUUUUACAAUCUGCAGAGACCUGAAGGACACGGAUAAACCUGCAGCUCAGAGGCUGAAGCUCUGAUAAUAAAUGGUCCAGGGCAGGAAGAUAACAGCAGCCACAUGUCAUAUUUACUUUCAUACUUUAUCUUCUUACAGGAACUAUCAAAGUAGUAAUGACAAAAAAAGUUGAGAGAGAUUUAAAAAAAGUUUGAGGAGAAAAAAAAUGUUGAAAUGAGGAACAUGAAAGAUUUAUCUGACUGUGUUCACAGGUGAAGGUGACCCAGACCACUGAAGACCACAAGCUUCCCCAGACCAUCAACACUCUGCAGAAGGGAGACUACUUUGGAGAGAAAGCUCUGAUCAGGUAAAGAAGAGAGAGAGAUAUAUUUUUUUUUAUUUUUGAAUCUACUUUAUUUCUCGCUCUUUUUUCAAAAAAGAGGUCAAUUCAUAUAAUCAAUCACACAGAGUCAAAAAAUAGAUAAAUAAAUAAAUAAAAAUUACAUGAGCACAUCUUCAAACUGUAAAAUAUUUCCUGCUAUUGAACACAACACCUGAUUAAAACCCCAAACCUGCUGGAAUGAGUCCAGAUCUCCUCCUGCUUUAUGGAAAUUAAAAUCGAUGAGGAGUCUGGACUUGAUCAUGUUCUUACAGACAGUGACUGGAUCAACAAUAAAACCAUCCUCCACCUUCCUCCUGCGGCUAAAAUACACUGCCAUCUUGGCCUGCCCUAAAACAAAGUUUAAAAGCUGGCACUUGUUCUUGUGUUGGCGUGUGUAUUUAAAACCCAGAAUAAAAACCCGCUUGUUAAAAACCUCUCCACACUUGGUAAAAACAGUUUGUAAAAACAGAAACAAGGGUAAAAGACUCUCUCUGUGGGCAGGUUAAUGUGCGAUAUAAAAGAGUACACUGCUAUGACCCCAUGGAGGACUCUCCAGUGCACAUCCGCAUGUCUCUUCGAGAGUGGAGGUUUAUAGAAGGCCCUCCACUCAGGCCUGGCCUCAGGAGCCAGGCUCAGAUAGGUCCUCCAUGGGGUGUCAGGUCUUUGGUUCAGUUUUUUCCUGUUUAUUGUUUUCACCAAGAUGUUAUAAAAGGUUUUCCCAGUUGUGCCCUCCAAAGGGGCGGGGUGGUUAAAAUCCAACAGCGGGCCAGAACAGUCUUUAAAAUCCGGUGCCAGGAAGAUGGCAGGAAAGGGGUUUUCUUCGUUCACGGUCUGGGUAAAAGGGGAGUUUAAAAGCAGGCGGUCGUGUCCUGUGAGUCUCUGUCUCCAGUGCUCUAUGAGUUUUUGGGUGACCCUCAUCGAUAAAAGUCCCAGCCGGGCAGUGAGUCCAGAGGGGUCGUCCAUUCGGGGUCCCGUCAGAUCCACCACCUGCCCCAGAGUGACGAUCCCCGCUGUCUGCAGUUUUUCCUCUAGACUCUGUCCUGCCCAGCUGGGAAGGUCCAGACGGGUCCCCCAUAGGACUGGUUCCUGCAGGAGCCAGUAUAUAGAGUCCACCUGGCCCCUCCUCUCCUUCCUCAGCAGGCCCCAGACCUUAAAAACACUUUGAUAAAAAGCAGGUAGAGAAGAUGUGCUCAUGUUCUGUGUGUUCAUUAAAAACAAAUUAAAAUCCUGACCCAGGCUGUUAAAACCCUGCAGAAUGCAGCGGGACAGGGGCCUCCACAGAGUGUCCUUCGGCCCCAUCAGCAGCCUUUGAAUGAAUUGGAGCCUGAAGGCUGCGCCCCUGCUGGCCAGGUGGACCAGGCCCUGGCCCCCCUCCUCUUUUGGUAAAAACAGGACACUCUGCCGGUCCUCAGACUUUCUGUCAUGACCUCUAGCAGGUCUGGUCCUAUGAUGGACCAGAAGGACUUGUAAAAGUCAGCAGGAAGAUGAGACCAGAUUAUUUGCGAUUAAGGUUCGGCCUCUGUACGACAUUUUAGGGAGUAGCCACUUCCACUUCUCCAGCCGACCUUUAACCUGCUCUAGGACAUUGUCCCAGUUUUUCUGUUUGUAGGUCUCAUCUCCUAGGAAGACCCCAAGGUACCGGAGUCCUCCUUUUUUCCACUGUAGGCCCCCGGGCAGCCUGAGCCGGCCCCCCAACUCCCCUCCAGCCAUCAGAGCCUCGCUUUUCCCCCAGUUCACCCUAGCUGAGGAGAUAAAACCAAAGUCAUGAACAGUGUCAGUUAAAAUGUCGAUGUCUCUUUGUGUUUUUACUAAAACAAUAAGAUCGUCAGCGUAUACAGACAGUUUAAAAGACACAAGGCACCGGGGGAAACUCACACCACUUAGUUUGUCUCUCAGAUUGUGAAGCAGAGGCUCGAUGGCAACUGAAUAUAACAUCCCAGAGAGAGAGCAGCCCUGCCUCACCCCUCUCUGGAUCUCGAAUGGUGCACUCAGCCCGCCGUUAAUUUUCAGAACACUCGCAAUGUCACUGUAGAGAACCCGGACCAUGGCUAUGAACCCAGGGUUGAACCCAAAGGCAGCCAGAGUCUGCCACAGGUACUGAUGUUCAACCCGGUCAAAAUCCUUUUCCUGAUCUAUGGAAAUAAGACCAGUCUCUAUACCCAAUGAACUGGAGAGCUCCAAAAUGUCUCGAAUUAAAGUGACGUUGUCACUGAUGAGCCUGCCAGGCACACAGUAGGUCUGGUCAGGGUGGAUGAUGGACACCAUCACCUCCCUCAGUCUGAGGGUCAGAGCCUUGGACAGGAUCUUAUAAUCCGUGCACAGCAGGGAGACUGGUCUCCAGUUUUUCAGCUCCUGCAGGUCUCCCUUCUUGGGCAGCAGGGUGAUGACGGCCCUCCUGCAGCUCAGAGGUAGCCUGCCGGUCCUCAGACUUUCUGUCAUGACCUCUAGCAGGUCUGGUCCUAUGAUGGACCAGAAGGACUUGUAAAAGUCAGCAGGAAGGCCGUCUAUGCCUGGAGCUCUGCCGCUCUGCAGGCUCAUGGUGGCUGCUUGGAGCUCCUGCAGCGUCACCUCUGCUGCCAGUCUGUUAUUUUCAGCCUCACUGACCUGAGGGAGACCCGCCAGGAAGUUGCUGUGCACUUCUGGAUUAUGCGACCACUCACUCUUAAAGAGGUUUCUGUAGUAGUUGGCAGCAAACUUCCUGAUCUCAGACGAGUCUGAGACUUCGGAGCUGCAACCCGUUUGUAAACAGUGAAUGGUCUUCCUUUGUCCAUUUUUAUGCUCCAACCCAAAGAAGAAGCGAGAUGGGGCGUCCAUCUGUGUGAUGUUCAUGAAACGAGACCUGACCAGAGCCCCCUGUGCUGAGACGCCUAGCAGGUUGGCUAAUGCCAACUUUUUGGACUUGAGGGAGUCUAAAAGCCCUCGAUUUCCUGUAGAGUCUGCAGUAGUCUGCAGCUCUACCACCUGCGACUCCAGGUCUUUCAUGGACCGAGCUAAGUCUGUAGUGACACCGCGAGUGAACUGCUGGCUGAGCUGUUUUAUCUGGGCUUUCCCAAAAUCCCACCACUGUUGUAUGUUAGUGAAGGCAGGCCUGCUCUCUCUGUGGGAUUCCCAAAAAACCCUAAAAGCAGUUGUAAAAGCCUGGUCAGAUAAAAGGGCUGUGUUAAAAUGCCAAUAGGCGCUCUUUAAACGAAUGUUUUUGAUAAAAACACGACAGGAGACUAAAAAAUGAUCCGUAAAACCAACUGGCAGCAUAAAACACCUUUUAAAAAUGUUUAAAUGGUGUUUAAAACAAUAAAAGCGGUCCAGUCUGGCUAGAGUUAAAACCCCCUCCCUACUGUGACUCCAGGUGAACUGUCUGUGCUGACUGUUAAAAACCCUCCACACAUCAUUCAGCUCCUGACUCUCUGUCAGCCGCCGGAGUAUGUGUGAUGAGGGUGGGUGUGGCUCAGGAUGGUUCCUGUCCAGGGAUGGAUCAGCUGCAGUUAAAAUCUCCCCCUAAAAACAUAAAACCAUCGUUCUCACAGUCCCUAACACAGUCCUUUAAAAUGUCUAAAAAUGCUAUACGCUCCACAGCAUUGGUAGGAGCAUAGACAUUUAAAAACACACAUUUUACAUUCUCAAAGACAGCUUUUACCUUCAAUAAAACACCUGGGAUGAUCUCAUGGACAGUAAAAGAAAAGGGUAAAAAACUCUGUGCAAAUAAAAUCCCCACCCCUCCGCUCAGACUGGACUUGUGGCUUAAAACUACCUCCCCGUUAAAAGCCCUCUUCCAAUCACUCUCGUUAUCUAAGCUGCUGUGGGUUUCUUGGACAAAAUUGAUAUCUAUUCUUUUGGUCUCCAUCAAUUUAAAAAGAGCGGCGCGUUUAAAAUCAGCCCUGGCUCCGUUCAGGUUUAAGGUGCUGAUAUUAAAAUCACACAUGGAUAAAAAAUAAAAAACACUCAGGAGAACAGUCAGUGAAGGGUAAAAGCAUCUAAAACUCAUCCUCAUCACUGAUGAAUUGCUCUUUUACCCUCCCUAAAACCUUUUUGAGUCUGAAGACCUCUUGUUCUGUUAAAACCUCCUCCCCAUGGCUCUUCCUGGUGAGGGGUCUGGCUGACCUCAUAAAAGAGCGCAGGUCUGGGAAAUACUCUCUUACAUUGGGCAGCCUGGAGCCUUUAAUCUGUGUUAGGAAAGUUUUGAUCUGAGCCGGGGAGUAAGGCGACUGAGAGUCCUGGGUAAAAGAGAAGUCACUCUCUGACUCUGGGGUCUUCCUCAUAAUCGGUUUUCUCGUUUUUUUGUUCUUUUUAACAGACACAAUAUUUUUCCUUUUUUGAGACACUUUAAGAAGUUCAUCAUCUGACAUGCCUUCCUCCAUGAAAUCAUCGCUAUUCACUUUUCUCAUGCUCUCGUCUGCCGAGUCUGAAAGCAUGAGCUCUUCUCGCUCCGAGCAGCCCUCAGCAACCGGAGGAACCGAGACUGUGGAGGGCCCCUCCUGAGCAGGACUGACCGAUUCUACUGCUGUGACCCCGGUCACAGCAGCAACACUCAACUCUUCCCCCGCGGCCGCAGCGGCAGGCGGCCCCCCCACGACGGCAGCGGCCUCCGCGGCGGGCGGACCCCCCCCCCCGGCCGCAGCGGCCCCAGCGCCCCCCCCCCCCCCCCCAGCAGCAGCGGCAGCCGGCCGCUGUGCUCCCUCCUUCUCCGGCCAGGAGCGAAUCAGGUGCCCUUCUGCACCACAACUAAAACACUUCAUCGUUUCUGACGUCCUUCAGGAUCAUGUACACCUGUCUCCUGUGACACACUACGUGCUUCAGUUUUGGGGAUUUACAGCCCAGAGAGACCAUUUUUAUCGGUGACAUCACUUGUCCGUACCUGGAUAGUUCUUUCGCCAGGGUUUCAUUUUUGAUAAACGGGGGGGCAUUAGAGAUGGUAACUUUCGUGGCCGGGCAAACGAGGGGGGAGACCGGAGUGAAGGUGUCGUGAAUCACUACUCCUUUCUCCACCACCUCGUUAACCAGCACCGUACUGCUUAAAAAAAUCACAAUAGCCCCGUUCAUCCGUGAGGCAGACUUCACUGAGUCGUACCCGACCACCUCUCCUCCAGCCAGGCUGGCUUCCUCCACCGAGCACUGCACCGCGGGGUUAAGCUUUAUCGCAUGCCGGCGAGUCAGCUUUUCAAACUCGGCGGCUGCAGCCUCUGCUACCGGCAUUGUGCUGUUAGCACGCCGCCCACCAAACCAAAGCAAUCACACACAUAACAAACCACAACUCUCUCAACACUAAAUAAUAGACAAACAACUCAUAAACACACUCACACUAAAAGAAAAGAGAAAUAAAGUCUCAAAAACUCACAAAAUUUGAAUCGAAGUUCGAUUCGCUCUCAGCUCUCAGCACUCACACGCCAUCUCACUCAGAGAGAGAGAGAGAGAGAGCGAGAGAGAGAACAAUUUUGAUAAAACUGUCAACAGAAAUGGGCAUCAACUGCUGCAGAUGUGUCCCACACUGGGUCUGUACAAAGUCAAUGGUUGGCUUCGAGGGAACUGUUUCUGUCACUACACACAUAGCUCUCUUCUUGGCAACAGCACAGUAGACUAUAGUAUUACAGACCUAGACCCCUUCUAUCUUAGGGCAUUCACUGUCAGCCCCCUAACUCUCCAACACCCCUAUCAGAUCACAGCAAAAUCACCUUGUACAUUAGGACGACCCUAACAGACCCCCAUGUAGCACAGCCCAGUAGGCUCAACCACUCCAAACAGCCUUACAGGUGGACAAGUCAUAGCAAAGAUGACUAUCAGAAAGCAAUCUGGCAUCUAACUAUCCAGACCAAGUUAGACCAUUUUCUUUCCACUUCAUAUCCCCACAGUAAUGACGGCCGCAACCAGGCUUGUUGAGAUAUGACCUCAAUUGUAUUGUAUUGUGUUCACUUUUAUUGUGAAGCACUGGACCGGAAGUGCUGGAAGUGCCUGUUACCUACACCUGUAUAUAUUUGCCAUUCAUUAAAACAAACUUAGAUCAGUUGAAUGAGUGAACACGACGCACAAGUCUCGUUCUCCUUUAUUCGCUUCAUUGUUUUCUGGCUUAGUGGCUUAGACUUGGGUAAAUUGAAACAUUUUCUUGCUAUUGAUUUUGAGCAAAGUGAUCACUGUGUAAAGAUGUUGCAGAAGAGAUAUGUUGAGAAAAUACUUGACAUGCAAGAUUGCAAGCCAAGAGCUACACUCUGUGAGGCAAAACUUGACUACACUGACAAUGCUGAAAUGAUGUGUGACGUGAAAAAGUACAGAGAGGCUGUUGGCAGUCUAAUCUACUUAACCACAUGUACCCGGCCAGAUUUGAGUUUUGUAGUCAGUAGACUUUCACAGUAUUUUUCUGAGCCAACAGAAGAACAGUGGUCCACUGUAGAACAUGUUCUUAGGUACCUGAAAGGCACAACUGAUAAGCAUUUAUGUUACAGAAAGAGCAACAAGCCAUUAGGGCUGCAAGCAUUUAGUGAUGCAAACUGGGCUGAAGAUACAAGUGACAGACGCAGCACUAGUGGUUAUUGUGCCAGCUUAAACCAAGAUUGUCCACUGAUUUCAUAGAAAACUAAAAAGCAACCUACUGUAGCACUUUCUACUUGUGAAGCAGAGUACAUGGCUUUAGCAGCAACUCUACAGGAGUGUUUGUAUUUGAUUCAACUGUUACAAGGUAUUGACAGAUUUGAAUACAUGCAGCCUAAGAUUUAUAAGGACAACCAAGGCACAAUAGCUUUGGCUAAAAACCCUGUUAAAAGACAGAGGUUGAAACAUGUGGACAUAAAGUACCACUUUGUAGGGUCGACUAUUAAUGAUGGUAAAAUGAUCCUUGAAUAUUGUCCUACAGAACACAUGGUUGCAGACAUGACUAAGCCAGCUACAAAGUUGAAAGUUAUAUUUGGAGAGUAAUGUUGUAUUGUAUUUCUGUGGGAAAAGAAAAAAAAAAUCCAAUGUGAGAUCAAGUGGGGGUGUUGAGAUAUGACCUCAAUUGUAUUGUAUUGUGUUCACUUUUAUUGUGAAGCACUGGACCAGUAGUGCCUGUUACCUACACCUGUAUAUAUUUGCCAUUCAUUAAAAAAAACUUUGAUCAGUUGAAUGAGUGAACACGAAGCACAAGUCUCAGUCUCCUUUAUUCGCUUUAUUGUUUUCUGGCUUAGCGCUGCUUAAGAAGUUGACGGUAACUCUGUUAACAAGGCUGUUGGGGAUAUAACGAUAUAUUUGACCAAACAGCAUCUCUAUCCAAUCUAAACAAAUCUAAGCUUCAUAGUUCAAACAAAUCAACUUGUGAAAAGUGGUUUAAUUCUGGCUGCAGAUCUCUGAGAAAAACACUCCGUAUAUUAUCGAAUGAAAAACACUGGCAACCUGAUCAUCAGGAGCCCUGCCUUCAAUACUGGAAAUCUCAGAAGUUAUGUAGAAAAACACUGAGCACUAAAAAGAAACAACAUGAACAGCACCUCAUAGAAGAAACUGAAGAGUCUAUUGACUCCAAUAAUUUUUGUAAAAAAUUGCAUUCAUUUAAGAAAUCUAACAAAGAGGAACUGGCCAUUCAAAAUGGUGACAUUUGGAAAAAGCACUUUGAAAAUCUAUAGAGUGCAAUCACACUGGAUUCAGCCCAAAAUAAUCUGCUUAACAAAUUAGAAGCCCUUGAAUCAGUCGUUAAAGACAAUCAAAACCCUUUAGAUUAUGUAAUUAGUGAAAAGUAGCUGCUGACUAAGAUGACUAAUUAUUUAAUCUUAUUCUGAUCAUUGGACAUUUUCCAGACAUCUGGAACCAAGGAAUAAUCACUCCAAUCCACAAAAGUGGAGACAAGUAUGAGCCCAACAACUCCAGAGGCAUAUGUGUCAGCAGCAACCAAGUUAUUCUGCAGCAUCGUUAACAGCAAUCUGUAAAACUUCCUCAAUGAGCACCAUGUCCUGAGCAAGAGUCAGAUUGGAUUCACAACCCAACACAGAACCACUGACUACAUCUACACUCUCCAUACCCUCAUCCAGAAACAUGUUCACCAAGACAAAAACAAAAUCUUUGCUUAUUUUGUGGAUUUCAAAAAAGCAUUUGAUUCAAUUUGGCAUCGGGGUCUAUUUCUGAAUUUAUUAGAAAAAGCUAUUGGGGGGGGGUCUAUGAUAUCAUUAAAACAAUGUACAUAAAUAAUCAAUGCCCCUGAAGUAGAGGGGUAAAGCAGGGCUGCAGUCUCAGCCCCACCCUCUUCAAUAUCUAUAUUGAGGAUUUGGCCAAGUCCCUGAAAGAGUCAGACAUCCCUGGUCUCACCCUCUCUGACACACAAGACAAGUGCUUACUUUUUGCAGAUGAUCUAAUCCUGCUCGCUUCAUCUAAGGAGGCUCUACAGAAGCAAUUAGAUCAUCUAAAAGAGUUCUGUCAGACCAGGGCCCUGACCGUUAACCCAGAUAAGACAAGAGUCAUGGUCUUCCAGAAAUGACCCAAGUGUCAAAAAGACCAAGACAGGUUCCUCCUGGACUCUACAGACAUACAACAUUUGCUCCUAUUAUUGCAGCAUAUUUGGUGCAAAACAUAUUUGUGCACCUGUAUGGAGCAAUGUGAAGUUGUGGACAAAAUUUAAAUAUGUGCAGAUUUUUAUGUGAACUUGUGUAAAAAAUGUUACAUUUGUGUACAAUAAGCUUUUAUGAAAAUAGUCUUUAACUCUCCACGAGUUAAAGAUUGUGCUUCCUUCUUAAAGCUACAAAUCGAAAUUGCUGCAUUCUUUGGUGCAUUCUUUGGUUAGUGACUGAGCGCCCUGAGGGUGGCAGCAAGUCACAGCAGCUCUUCACAGUAUUUAUGUUUUUGCCCUUUUAUUGUUGUUUUUUGCACCUUAUUUUUCUUUCUUUUUAAUUAGCAGUGUUGUGUUUUGCAUAUUCUAACCAUGGCUGUGAAUUUCACGACUCUGGCACUUUGUUUUCUUUUACUCUUUGGAGUUUUUAAGGCCGCGUCUGGUGACCCGUUCAGUGGCUCUAUUGUUUACAGCCGUGAACAGCUGUUGGCCCUGCGCCAAGCCCGGCCACCUUCGUGGGACAGACCGGACAUCCCUGCUAAGCUCUGCAGGAGAAGAGGCGGAUGCAGAGCUGGAGUUCAGCAUCAGGCAAAGCGGAGACGUUAUAAACCAACUGUCCCGUCCAUCAUCAUGGGAAACGUGAGGUCUCUCCCCAACAAGAUGGAAGAGCUCACAGUGCUGACUCGGCUGCAGUGGGAGUACCGGGAGUGCAGCCUCAUGAUGUUCACGGAGUCAUGGCUGAACGAACUCACUCCGGACCCGCUCGUAACUUUGGACUAAUUUCAUCUCAUCAGAGCAGACCAGAGCAUGAGGGAGAGUGGUAAGAAGAAAGGAGGCGGGAUAGCGGUGUAUGUGAAUGAGAGAUGGUGUAAUGCUGGGCACGUCAGUGUUAAAGAGCAGCGCUGCUCUAAGGACAUUGAGCUGCUGGCUGUGAGUUUGCGGCCAUAUUACCUGCUGAGGGAAUUUUCGCACGUCAUCGCGUUAACUAUUUACAUUCCCCCCUCGGCUGAUGCUGCUGCAGCCUGUGAACUCCUCCACAGUGAAGUGUCCAAGCUACAGACAUCACACCCUCAGUCUCUGAUCAUCAUCUCUGGAGACUUUAAUCAUGCAUCGCUCUCCUCCACUCUCCCUACCUUCAGUCAGUACGUGGAAUGGCCAACAAGAGACAAUAAAACUUUGGACUUACUGUAUGCAAACACCAAGGAUGCAUACACCUCCUCCCCCCUCCCCCCGCUGGGCCGCUCAGAUCACAACCUGGUGAGACUGCAGCCCAUUUACAUACCUAUGGUGAAGAAACAACCCCCCACCAUCAGGUAUGUUAAGAGGUGGUCUGAGGAGGCCACUGAGGCGCCGCAGGACUGUUUUGAGACCACAAACUGGGAUGUACUGUGCGGCCCACAUGGUGAUGACAUCGACACCAUGACAGACUGUAUCACAGACUACAUAAACUUCUGUGUUGAGAACACCGUACCCACCAGGAAAGUAUGGUGUUUCUCCAACAGCAAACCCUGGGUGACCCCAGAACUUAAGGACCUCCUGAAGGAGAAGAAGAGGGUCUUUAAAUCUGGGGACAAGGAGAAGCUGAGGAGGGUGCUGAAGGAGCUGAAGAAGAAGAUCAGAGAGGGAAAGGCCAGCUACAAGACCAAGAUGGAAAACCUUUUGCAACAGAACAACGCAAGGGAGGUCUGGAGAGGCCUGAAAUCCAUCUCAGGUCAUAGCAGGGGCUUCAGGGGACCUGAAGCAGGAGACAGGGAGUGGGCCAACGAGCUGAAUCUGUUCUUUAAUAGAUUUGACUCUGCUCCCACUCCUCCCCCGACUCAUCAAACCAACGACCCGUCUGCUGCUACUUCUUCACACCACCUCAGUUCCAUGGCACUGGCAUCAUCAACCCCCCUCCACUCAUCCUCCACCACCCCCUCUAGCACCACUCCCAGCCUCUCCAUAACAGCUGACCAGAGGAGAAGUGAGCUGAGGAAGAUGAAGCCAAGGAAGGCCACGGGUCCUGACAGCAUCAGCUCCAGACUCCUGAAGGACUGUGCAGACCAGCUCUGUGAGGUGCUACUGCACAUCUUCAGCUUGAGCCUGAGUCUGGAGAGGGUCCCAACACUGUGGAAGACUUCCUGCGUGAUUCCUGUCCCUAAGACAGCACACCCCAGGGAGCCCAACCACUUCAGACCUGUGGCCCUUCUCACCUGAUGAAGACUCUGGAGAGGAUCGUGCUGAGGAACCUCCGCCCCUUGGUGAACUCUCAUCUGGAUCCUCUGCAGUUUGCGUACCAGCCGAACAUCGGAGUGGACGACGCUGUCAUCUACCUGCUGCAGAGGUCCAUGGCCCACCUGGAGAAUACCGGCAGCACUGUGAGGGUCAUGUUUUUUUACUUCUCCAGUGCUUUCAACACUAUCCAGCCUUCACUGCUUAAGGGGAAGCUCGAGAGGGCAGGAGUGUACUGUCACCUAGCCGCAUGGACCGUGGACUACCUCACCGACAGACCAGGCCAGUUCUGUCCUGGACUGUUCUUUGGACUCCCUGGAGGAGGUGGGUGAGAGGAGGAUGUUAGCAAAGCUUGUAUCCAUCAUGGACAAUCCCUCUCACCCACUGCACCAGACUGUGGGGGCUUUAGGCAGCUCCUUCAGCAGCAGACUGAGACUCCCACCCUGCAGGACGGAGCGCUACCGCAGGUCAUUCCGCCCCUCUGCAAUAAGACUUUACAACGAACUGUAGUAAAACUGGACUCACACCACCACUUUUUUCUGGCAUUUAAAUUGAGUAUAUUGUAUAUAGUUUUAUUUUUCUUCUCCCUUUUUCCUUUUCCUAAUUUUUUUCUUAAUUAUUACAUUUAUUUAAGUUCUUAAUAUUACGAUCUUUAUUUUUAUAACUGCAUUUUUGCACUCUUUGUCUGUGAUGCUGCUGUGACAAAAAAAUGUCCCCCAUGGGGGAUCAAUAAAGGAAUAUUCUAUUCUAUUCUAAAAGGCGGUCACUAAUCUGAGAUUGAUGGGUUUUACAACCAAUCAGAAGUGAUAGCAUUUCGUCUUACAGCCAAUCAGAGGAGACAAGGCUCUCUACACGGAGCAGUGGAUGGGGUUUCUGCCGUACCGCAUCGGCCACUCACUCAUAGCAUCGGCCAAAUGCAAGACCUGCGUAAACCUGGCCCCCUACCCUGUGCAAAAAUUCAGGAAAAUAGUCUGCUUCAUUUGUAGUGGUUUGUGCUGUUAAAAUUUUCGUUUUUGCUACUAUGGUUUUUAAGUUAUUAAAUUUUGUUUUAUAGGUCACCCAGAGGUCACCCAGCCCCCCAUUUGUUCUGAAUGGCCGUUUGUUAGUGCUUCGUUUGUGCUGGUUGGUGCCGUUAAAAUUUUCGUUUGUGCCUCUACGGGUAUUAACUUAUUACACACUUAACUUUUUGGUGAUGACGUCACCCAGCCCCCCAUUUGCUCUGAAUGGACCUGAAAUGGUGCCGAUCAUUUGUGGUUCGUUUUUGCCGCUGUUGCCAAGAAGUAUGCACCUCGCAGAAACGCCCACCGCUUAUACUAUACCUGCCAACACUCCUGUUUUCCCUGGGACUCUCUAGUAUCUCAGACCUAUCUCCCGCCCUCAUAUUGUCAUUUCUCCCAGGAAUCUCCCGUAGUUUGAUGGUCCACGUUCAUUCAUGAAUCAGAUCACUAAAUUUGACUAUAUUUGUCCUAAGUUUCCAGGUUUCCAGACAACUGAAGAUUGUCCUGCCUUUCUGCUGAGCCUCACAGUCACUGGAUUGGUACUUUUACUUUACAAUUUGGGAUGAUUCAGGUCGGUUUAAGCUGUAAAACACAUUUAAGCAGUGUUUGUUGCAAAAUGAACACUUCAAUGAAAGGGAAACAAAUGUGAGAUAUAUUUAUGUUGAUAGUCUUGCACCGUCUCGGAUUGAUGCGUUCAGGGCAGCCUCAGACAAAAGAGUGCUCUAUUUCACACACAGAUGUUCAGAGAGACUCAUAUGGGAGAGCAUGUCAAACAUAUGAGGACUUGAACACCAAUAUUUGUAGACUGAAUAAGUUCAAACUUAUCGUAGCAAUCAUUUUUAUUACAAUUUUUAUUGUUAAAACAAAAAAGUAUGCAGCUUCACUUAGACUUAUUUGGAUGAGAAAUCUAAUAACACAUACCUACAGACAUCAGUAUAGCCGAGAAAUGCAUCCACCCAUAAAGCACAUAUCAAUGCUACUAACCUUAUAUCAGCUGUUUUUCUGUUUGCCAAAAUAUGUAUCCACUUGUUAAUUAGCUAUUGAGACAACAACAAGACAUAUUUUUGGAAAUAUUACACCAGGAAAGUCCACCCAUUCUUUGGGAAGGUCCCAGAGAAUCAAUCUUCAUGGGUUCAUGAACGACACAACACUAUGACACACACAAAUUAUACAUCAAAACUUAGUAAAUCUACCAGCCAGACAGAAAAUGUGGACCUUGAAGCUGUGAGAUGCUCACUUUUCAAGCUACAAGGUUUUUUCAGGAGGAGGUACCUGUUUCACCUCUAUCCACCGCCAUCCAAAAAGAACACAAAUGCUCGGAAUCCGACUGUUGCUCAUUUUCUCCGAACAACUCGUGCUCCCGUCUAAACUGUCCUUCUUAUGUGUCGUAGCUGUAUUCGAGCAGUCGCUCACUGUCCAGAGUUUUUUCCGAUACGACAUGUUGUUUGUCAGCAACAAGCCUUUUGUGGGCAAGAGUGAGAUAUCAAGAUUCCUAUUCAAAGUUAUUAGAGCUGCUGAAAACAUGGGGGGUCUCCAUAUUUGGAACUUGAUUGUGAUGUCGUACUUUGAGGUAGAAAUGUGAUUUGAACUCUGACCUUUAGAUGAGACCCGAACCCUUCAACCUGUGAAAACCACAUUUCAAUAUAUCUUAUGGUUACCAAAUGAGUUUGUUUGGGCCAGUCCUGUUCUAAGCAGGCAGAGGCUCACUGAGGCAAAGUCUGUGUCACAGGUGAGCUGCAGGUGCACUGUCACCAUGGAGACAAUUUCCACUCAGAGCACAGUGCCUGCCCACCUGUCCUUGAUUGACAGCUGUCUUCCAGACACCACAACACAGAGACAGCCGGAUUGCCUUGAGUUUCAAGUCAGAUUCAUGACAAAGGCCCUAAAUGAUCAACGCUUUGACAUAUCAGCACCAUAUUUGACAUGUCCCCUCGUGACCCCACUCUGAAGACAUGUCCCACUCUGCAGCCAUCUUGGAUGACCCCACCAUCCCCAAACAGGAAGUAGCCCUUAACGCAUUAAUGCCCUCAUGUACCUUCCUGUUAGGACACUGUGCUGGUUUUCCUCUCUCACUUCGAUGUAACUGUCUUUAUAACUUUGACAGCCUCCUGUUCAGACUGUUCCUGGUUAUGACAGAGUGGAGAUGUGGCUGUUCAAAAAGCUUCUCUGUGAAUAGCCUAUUGAACAUCUCCCUGAUCCUGAAAGCGCCUUGAGGACAGUCAGUGAAGUAAAGAGGUUUUUUUUUCUCUUUCAGUGACGAUGUGAGGUCAGCAAACAUCAUGGCUGAGGAGGAUGGCGUGGAGUGUCUGGUCAUCGACAGAGAGUGAGUUUUCUCCUGUUAGACAUGAACUUGAAAGAGCUCGGUCCUGAAGCUUCUGUUUUAUUGUCAUCAGGACUUUUAAUCAGACAGUGGGGACCUUUAAUGAGCUGCAGAAAUACCUGCAGGGCUACGUGGCCACGCUCGACCGAGACGACAAGAAGAGACAUGCCAGGUUUAUUUUUUCAUGAUUUAUAUUUUCAUUUGAACAAGAGCUCAGAUAUAAAGUUUUGCCUUUAAUUCUCAGAGUUUUGAAUGUGGGGAAGUCCACCCUGACCUUGCUGAUGGGUUAAAAUUCUCCAAAAAGGAAAUCGGUGUCUCGCCAUCAGAGUCAGCCGCUGCCACCAGAUAUCCUCCAGCUGAAGGAGAUGGUGUCGGCGUUUCCUCCAACACGACCUUUUGACCAGCUUGAGGUCAUUGCUACGCUUGGGGUCGGAGGAUUUGGACGGGUAGAGCUGGUGAGAUCUGGAGAUUUGAACUAAUAUCAAGAUUUGUGAAGCAGAUCUAACAGAACAUCAAAAAUCUUCUUAAUGAAAUAAUAACCAUCACUCCCUAUCACCAUGGUAAAACAGUAGUUACAUAAUCAUGUUUGUAAAAAAAUCAGGGCUUGGGUCCGGUCCAGGCUCAGCUCACUCAGGAGAUACUCAUUCCGUCUGAGGGUUUGUGCUGAUUAAAGUUCUCAUGUAAGUUUGUAUAGUUUCUGAGUUGGUAGAUCAGAAGAAGCUUGUGAUGAAAAACAAGUAAUUCACUGGGAAGUAUGAUCAAUAAUACUGGAUAAUACAGAGGUAAAUCUGAGUCAUUAGGACAAAUAAUUAGAGGCCUGCUUUUCUACUGUUGUAUCAGGGUUAUUACCACACUGACUCAUUCAACAGUAGAAGUUAAUAGCAGAGGAUUUUUGUAGUUUUUUAUAUUAUAUUUUUGUUCAGACUUUUACAGCCUAUAAGGAUAGGUUGAAAUAAGGCUGAACAUAGAAAAGAAUCUUUAAAAACAUACUGCACUGUGAGGAGAAAGACAACUGCACAAUGCCAGACCUAUAUCAGUCUGACAAUUUGAAUUAAUGCGAGUGCUUUUACUCCAAUCAGUGCUUUAAUGUGCUGUUAAGGACAAAUGUUCCUCCUUUGACAUCCUCUCUCCUCUCAGGUGAAGGUUCAGGGAAAGGACAUUACCUUCGCUCUGAAGGUGAUUAAGAAGAAACACGUGGUAGACAACAGGCAGGAGGAGCACAUCCACUCUGAGAGGAAGAUCCUCACCGAGACCUGCUCGCCCUUCGUCGUCAAGUCAGUCCUCUUCACCUUCACCCUCUUCAUCCUUCCCCUCCUCUUCGAAACCCCCUCAGUGUCCCCUUCUUUAUGAUUAAGGUCUGUGUGAACAAAUAGCUGAGCUCUUACUGGUUUUGGAUGAUAUUAUAGCAGAGGUCUUGUGCUGAUGACGUUCUCUCAGCAGGUCAAAAAAGCUGAAAUUUUUUAGGAGAUCUGCUGCAGAAACCUUUAUAUUACAGCAGAGGAUUAUUCUUUUGCUUUUGGCAGGUUAGCAGGAUUUUUUUUGUCAGAUAAUGUUUUUAUGAAAUUAUAAGGAUUAUAAUUUGAUUUUUGUCCGAUGAUUUUGUCCGAUUAUGUAAGUCUUAUUGACACUUUUAAUUUGGUGCAGUGUGUGACGGGUCCCACACACGAGCACAGAUAUUUAUUGGACGUACUGUGUCAUGGUUUACCUGUGUCUAACUUGGUGAUAUGUGAUGAUGUAUUUUCUGAUCACAGGCUUGUAUUGUUUGAAGUGUAUCUUUCUUGUUCUGAGGUUAAAUCUGGCGCCCCUGCACAGAGACGUUGGAUUCUUAACCCCUCUACUGCCGGUCGCUUCUGUGUGGCUUUUGAACAGCUCUGUGUCUGCCCUACCUCUGCGAACACAGAGGAGCUCCACUGCCGUAUAGGGUUCCUCAAGGGUCGAUUUUAGGGCCCUGCUCUUUUCUUUGUAUUUGCUGCCCCUGGCCUCCAUCUUAAGAAAGCAUGGCAUUUCUUUUCAUUCUUAUGCUGAUGACAGUCAGAUAUAUGUGCCACUUAAUAAGAAAAAUGCUUUUUACCUCACUCCACUUCUGGCAUGUCUUGAAGACAUCAAAGCCUGGAUGGCUUUGAAUUUUUUAAAUUUCAAUGAGAGAAAAACAGAAGUGAUGGUCUUUGGUCCCAGUGGCCCUUGUGAAACCCCUCCUGUAGAUUUGGGUAUUUUAGCAGACUAUUUAAAGCCAUCUGUCUCGAAUUUGGGUUUUAAGAUGGACAGUGAUUUUAAAUUUGACAGGCAAAUUAGCUCUGUAGUGAAAUCUAGCUUUUAUCAUAUAUGGUAGCUGGCGAAGGCAAAGCCAUUCCUUGCACGUAAGCAUUUUGAAACAGUAAUCCAUGCCUUUGUUACAUCUCGGCUGGAUUACUGUAACGCACUUUACUUUGGAGUCAGCCAGUCCUCCCUCUCACGUCUCCAGUUAGUACAAAACGCAGCCGCCCGGCUCUUAACUGGAGUACGUAAGAGGGAGCACAUUACUCCCAUCCUGGCCUCCCUCCACUGGUUGCCCAUGCAUUUUAGAGUUCAUUUUAAGAUUCUUUUAUUUGUUUUUAAAUCUUUAAAUGGUCUGGCUCCUUCUUACCUCUCUGAGCUUCUCCACCCCUACACCCCUGCUCGGUGCCUCAGGUCAGCUGAUCAGCUGCUCCUGGAGGUACCGGGGUCCAAACUGAAGCUCAGAGGGGAUAGAUCUUUUUCUGUUGCGGCCCCAAAAUUAUGGAACAAGCUACCCCUCCAAAUUAGACAAGCCCCCACACUGUCCAUUUUUGAGACUCGUCUUAAAACCCUUUUUUAUUCAUUGGCUUUUAACCCUGCAUGAGACUCCGCUUCUGUUUUAGUGUUUUAUGGUUUGUUUUUAGUUAUUUGUUUCUUUGUUUUUAAAUUAGUUUUUAAAAACAUUGUAACUAUAUUUUACUUUUUAAUUCUGCUUUUAUUUUAUCCACUGUUUUAAUUGUUUUUUGAUUGUUUUUUAUGUCUAGUUGUUUUGUCUAUUUAUGUACAGCACUUUGUUUAGCUGUGGUUGUUUUAAAGUGCUUAACAAAUAAAGUUGAGUUGAGUUGAGAGUUGAGAUUAGGAGUAUAAUUCUUUGGUUUUUGUAAGGUUAGAAGGAUUCUUUUUAUUUUUUUAGAGUAAGAGGAUUAUACUUUGGUUUUUGUUGGGUAAGGACAAUUAUUCUUUGUUUUUUUUGAGAUUGUAAGGAUUUUUCUGUGAUGUCUGUCAGGUUAAGAGGAUUUUUUUUUAUUGUAAGGAUUCUUCUGUGAUUUUUGUCAAAUUGGGAGGAUAAUUCUUUGGUCUUUGUCAGGUUAGAAGGAUUAUUCUUUGGUUCUUGUUCAGGUAAGGAGGAUUGUUCCUUGGUUUUGUAAGGUGAGGAUGAUAAUUCUUUGUUUUUUUUCAUCAUAUUAGGAGGAUGCUGUUUAAAGUUUCCAGAUAUUGUAUCCAUCCAGUGUUUUUUGUGCUCUCAGCCUGAUUCUAAAUCUGUUUGUUCUUCUGAGCUCUUAUUAAUAAUUAGCUCUAAAAGCACAACCACAGGGUUGAUUUAUAUCACAUAACUGCUAAAUAAUAGCUAUAAUAAAUUCACUUAUGUCUUUAACUACAUAACAGGCCACUGCAGCACAGCGUAUUAACACCCUCUAUACCUGUGUGAAUAAUUGAAGCCGCCCGCUGACUGUUUACGAUCUGUUUGCGCCAUUAUUUCUGUCCCUGCUGGUUUUAUUUGUGCACUUUAUCAGUUUAAUGUUGUUUAAAAGAAGGAAAUGAAGCCAGAGUGAUGCCAUGUUUUCUAAACUGAAAUCUAAUGGGGACGGUUUAAGUGAGUGAUCAUUAAAAGUGACAGUGAUGAUUAAAUAAACAGAAACACAUUAAAGAAAUUAAUAGACAUCUGUUCAGCCAGAUGGUUCCAGUUUGUUUCAAUAUCAGAAUGAAUUAAAUUAUUUUAUAGACAUGUAAUAAGAUAAGACAAAUGAAGGUAGUAUAGAAAGCUGAACCUGUUCGGUUAUUUCUGCAGGCUGUACCGCACCUUUAAGGAUAAUAAAUAUGUGUACAUGCUGCUGGAGGCCUGCCUGGGUGGAGAGGUGUGGAGUCUGCUCAGAGACAGGUAAGAACCAAAAUCACUGUCCAAGUUACAAAGUGCACAUAAAGUCACCAGCUAACUGAGCUGCAGAGCAAACAGCAUUAGUGUGAUCCAGCUCUGUUUGCACAUACAGUUUGUUAGCGAGCUGUUCCUUCUGAUUUAUGAGGGGAUAGAGCAGGGAAUGAGGGUUCAGAGCUAGCUGUCCCAUCAGGAUAAGGGUGCACAGCACAGCUCUGUGCAGUAGAGAGUCGAGAUGCAGACAGCUUAUCUCCUCAAUCUGAUACAACACAAGAGCAAACUGCACAGACCUGCAGAGUCUUAUGGGCAUGUAUGUGCUUAAGUAUCACUAGAUCUAGAUCUUAAUGGACCAAGCUCUGAGACAGACCAGAUAGCUGAGCUGGGCACUAGAGUCUUGGUGAUUUAGAGGCCUCACCAUCCUCAGAAAGGUCACCCUCGAGGGAUCUCCUCAACAGUUUCAGAUCAGACCUGACUUUUGAAUCAGAGGAGUUUGUAUUUGUCUCAUCCUGCAGGGGGAGCUUCGACGAGCAAACAGCCAAAUUCUGUGUCGGCUGUGUCACAGAGGCAUUCGAUUACCUCCAUCGUAAAGGGGUCCUCUACAGAGACCUUAAGCCUGAGAAUCUGAUGCUGGAUACUGAUGGAUACAUCAAACUGGUGAGACCAGGCCCAGGGACUUAAAUGAUCUGUGUUCAAACCAGACAGUAUCAGGAACUGAGUGCCCUGAAACUGUCUGGAAAAUGUCAGGAGCUAAUGUUUGAAAGAGACCAGAGUAUGCAGGUGACGGACAGGUGACCUUUAUAGUCCUUUCAAUCCAUCUAAAUCAAGUGGUUUAACAGUUCUGUGAAUUUGAGUCCAUCAUUAGGUCCUAGGUGUAUUUGAGAGUCAUAACACAGCUAAAAGUCUGCCAAAAGAGGAGCAGAGAGACUAUAACAAUUGUUUUUAUAUGAGAUGAGGGUCGAGCAUGUUGUUUGUGCUAAGUGGGGAUGGAUUGGUUCUGGUUCUUCAGGUCUGGCCAGUCAGCUGUAUUGGGUUUGAUUUAUCUGCAGAGAAUCUUCUAUGCAGUUUUAGCUGUCGUAGCAGGAAGCUGCUCAUCAGAGCAGGGUUUGUGAAAUCUCAUUUUAGAAAAGUAAAGUUGGAGGUAUUUUUCAGAUGCAAUGAGGUUCAGAUCAGUGUUCAACAAGCCCUAAAAGUUAACAGAUCUGUUUCUUCAUCCCAGGUCGACUUUGGUUUUGCUAAGAAGGUCAGAUGUGGACAGAAGACAUGGACUUUCUGUGGAACGCCAGAAUAUGUGGCUCCUGAGAUCAUCCUCAACAAAGGACACAACUUCAGCGUGGACUUCUGGGCUCUGGGUAUCCUGGUGUUCGAGCUCCUCACCGGCAGGUUAGUGCAGGAGUCGUUCACAGAGAGGAUUUAGCAGAGGAAGGCUAAAAAACAAGCUGCUGCAGACUUUCAGAGAAUCAGAAGCUGACUUUGUGUUCCUCCACAGCCCUCCGUUCUCAGGCAGCGAUCAGAUGAUGACCUACACCUUCAUCCUGAAAGGUAUCGAGAAGAUGGAUUUCCCCAAAAAGAUCACAAAGAGACCGGAGGACCUCAUACGCAAACUCUGCAGGUAAAAAUGAUGGCACUAAGUCCUAACCCAGAACUCAGACCAGUCAUACUCUGCCUCCAGGUUUCUCUGAUCAGAAUCUUGUGAUUCAAAAGUUCACUCAUAAGUAUUUUACCAUAAAGGAAUCUGCUGUAGAUGAUAAAAAAGACAACUUUGGAGGUGGCUGAUUCAAAUCCUGCAGAUUAAUCACAUACUUGCAGUCCAUUGUAAUGAAAUGUUUUUGACUAGAUCAGGUCUAAAUUGGUCCAUCUUAAGCUGAAUCUGUUGGAUUGUGGGAUGAAGAUUAAAGAUCCAUUAUGAACUCUACUCAGUUUUUUAUAUAAAUAUAUUCUUUCUGUAUGAAAAGAAGGAUCUGGAGUUCUAGCUGUGUCUUAAGAAGUUGUGGAGAUGAGUCAGAACCACAGACACUAGUCUACUUGUGCUUUCUUCACUUUGACUAAGGUCCAUCAGAAUCAUAAGGAGGUGGUGUUGUGUGGAUGUCUUAGCACUUUGGAUUUUGCUGAGUUCUUGAAAAGCAAAAAUUAACACCUGACAUUAAAAAUGUCUUUCAAAAUAAAUAAUGUUCUUAAAUAAAUAAAUAAUGUUGGUCUUUGAUUUUACAGGAGAAACCCGUCAGAGCGAUUGGGCAACCUCAAGAAUGGGAUAACUGACAUCAAAAAGCACAGGUGAGAAGAGAACCACUCACUUUGGUGUUUGGACUUGUUUAGAAAGAUUAAAAAAGGAGCAUUUAUUGAUUAACAUUAUUAUGAUCAGUGUUUAGUGCUCCAUCAAUGCCACAAUCACAAAUCACCUCAUGAGUUAGAGGACAGGAUGUCAAACCCAUAAGUCUUUUUUGUCUGCAGGUGGUUUAAUGGAUUUAACUGGGAGGGACUGAAGGCCAGAACUCUACCGUCUCCACUGAAAAGAGAAGUAUGAGCAUAUAUUUGUGCUUAGUAGUAACCAGCAGUCUCUGCAGGUUUUUCCUCUGGUUUAUGGCAGAUGGUAUCCUUUACACUGCUACAUUUUCACCACCUAGUGUUGGAGAGUUUUAGCUCUCAAUACAGAUGUAACUACUAACCCCUAAAGUAGGAGGAAAAAAAAUAUAUAUCUGUUUGAAACAUGGACAUGGUGUGAACAGUUGCCAUGAGAGAGCUGAGCUACAGAGACCCAAACGGUUUCUACCAUCAGGCUAUAAACAUGUUUGUUACAGCUGUUGGACAGUUUAACGUGGAGCUCACCCUUAAGUGGACACUGGAGGAACUGCAGCAAUUCUGCUUCAGCAUUAUUAAUCAUUCAUACUGAUGAGUAAUAAUGCUAUCCAAAUAAGGAGAAGUGGGUGGAGCUUGGGAUAAAAAGAUACUUGCAAAUGCAAACAGCUUCUUGUCAGGAAAAUAAACUUACCAACCAAGAGAAUGCAGGUUUUAGACUUUUCUGCACUGGUUUAUUAAAGGGGACCUGCCAUCAAAAUGUAAUUUUGUGGGUUUUUUGUGUCAGAUAAGGUCCAUAUUAUGUUCGUCUUAUGUUGUAAAUGUGAAAACAAACCGUUACUUCGUUUGCAUUCUGUAAAGGUUUAAAAUAAAGGAAUGGGUAAACCAGGCCAAUUGAAAAAGCAGGCCCCUCUGACGUUGCGCUGACCUUGCUCAUUAUUAUUCACGAGCACGUCCUCGGUGAGUCGCGCCCACUCUCUCGUUCUCGUACUCAGUCACAGCCAGAGCGAGACCCAGCUACCACUAUAUCCGCUAUGGGUCUCUUCCAAACGACCAGUGUUUCCUUGGGUUCACUGCCGGAAAAUGAACUUAAAGCUGGGCAGAAUGAAAGAAAACACAGCUGGAGAUCUCCGGCUUCUUCUUCAACUUCCACCUCCUCUUUGGACUCGGGGUCUAAAAUAUAUGGUGUAAUACCUGCCGUUUUUAGCCUUUAGCAUUAGGUGACCAGACGUCCCCGAUUUCAGGGGACAGUCCCCGUAUUGGAUGACCUGUCCCCGGCAAAAGCUGUCCCUGAAAAUGUCCCCGAUUUAAGCGUUUCAUGAAUGAGAGCGAAAAUGUUGCGUGUGGGCUCGAACAACGGUUAUUACAGUAGCCGAAUAGGUAGGAAGCACAAGUAAGCAGUCCUGAACAACAGUUUUUAAGGGGGUUAUUACAAGGGGCAUGCGCUUCUACUAAAUAGUACCGAGAUUUUGUCUGUGAUCACACAGCCCCUGCACCCGCCGCUGCCGCCGCACUGAAUAUCCCCGGAUAUCAUUACAGACAUCUGGGCACCUUACUUUAGCACACAUUAGCAAAAUGGAUAAACCGAAAUCUGAACCUCCACUGCUGAGCCAAUCAGAGCACAGCAGGCUUCACAGCAGCGAUCCAAUCAGAGCAAAGCUCAUUACCAUAAAUGUUAAUGAGCCAAAAUCAGUUGGUUUUCCUGUAAGGUUUUUUAGGCACUAAAAACAAACCAUCAAAUAACUUUUCAGCUAAAAUUAUGUUGCAAACAUGAUCAGAGGACAUCAAGGAUUAUGAAAAAAUGAUUGAAAUGGAUAAGAAAUUUUGAUGGCAGGUCCCCUUUAAGAAAAUAGGAAAUCCACUAUUUUAUACUGCUUUACUUCAUCACAAAGCUAACAAGGAAAAUACAUAAAUUAUGAAAUACUUUUUAGUUGACAAAUAAGAGUGCCAAAAGUGAAUGUAAAUUGAAAAGCCUGACGUGUUUAUUAAGUGUAUAUAAAACCCCCACCCCUAUGUUGCUCUUGAAAUAUAAAAGUUUCCUCUGGUGCUUGCUCUCAGAGGCCUGUACUAUGAAACUAGAUUAACACACAAAGGAUAACUCUUCCACAACUUGCUCAAAUUCACCAGAUCUCCAUAUCCUGAUCCUCAACACAGCAACAUCUGUGACAUGUGGAGAGGAAUCAGUACCAUCUCUGGACACAGCAAUAAAAAGAAAAGAGCUGAUGAACUCAACCUGUUCUUCUUUCAAAGGUCUUUUUAUUGAUAGCAAAUCAUGUAUAAGACACAGUACAGGAAGGUAAAUUUUUUCUGACAUCCUCCACCUGUAUCGCAACACGUCCCAUGCCCAAACAUGGGCAGACACAGGUAACCAUCAACAGAAUUGCAUAAGGGCAGAACAAUGAGAAUUAUGACAAAAUAAUAAUAAUAAAAAUAAAUAGAUGGAGAAAAUGCAUAAGAAUGAUCAACAACAGUUCACAGGAAAUAUAUGUAAGCACAGUCUAAAUUAAAAACAGAGACUCAGACAAAAAAGAAGUAAAAAGAAAUGUAAAAAAAUACUUGAAACUACUGAUGCUGGAUACUGAUGGAUACAUCAAAACUACUUAAAAAACUACUCUGAAAUUUUUGUUGUGGGAUUCUCGUAAAAUACCAAAAAGAGGUUCCAUAUUCUGUAGAAUUUAUUCUCUGAUCCUUGGAUAGUGUACCUGACCUUUUCUAAGUUCAUGCAGGACAUCAUAUCCCUGAGCCACUGUGAGUGAGAGGGAGGAGCAGUAUCCUUCCACUUAAGUGAGAUGGCUCGCCGAGCUAGCAAGGAAGCAAAAGCCACAAAGUUGAGCGAAACUUUGGGCAGAGCUAAGUCCGGAGCAAUGCCAAAAAUAGCAGUCAGAGGAUUGGGCUCGAUUCUAUGAUGAAGAGUCUCUGAGAUCGCCUGGAAGACUAGUGACCAGAAGUUAUCUAAUGAGGGGCAUGUCCAGUACAUGUGAUAAAGCGAGGCAGGUGCACCUUUACAUUUAUCACAUGUAGGGUCAACAUCAGGGAACAUUCGCGCUAAUUUGGUUUUUGAAAUGUGAAUCCAGUGUACUACUUUGAAUUGUAAGAGUGCAUGUCGGGAACACAUAGAGGAGGAGUGUACCCGAUCCAGUACUGAGUCCCAUGUCCCCUCUGUAAAGGUAUAAUUCAAGUCUUGUUCCCAAGCAUAUCUCAAAGCCGCCACAGAGGGACAGUGCAGAUUGGAAAUAGGAUUAAAUAAGAUAGACAUAGUACCCCUAGAUGUGGGGUUAACCAAGAGGAAUGUGUCGACGGGGUUGUCUAAAGGCUUACUAGGAAAUUGGACUGUUAAACGCUGUAUAAAGUCUUGAAUUUGCAAAAAUCUGAAAUAAUGUGACUUGGCAAUAUCAAACGUGUCAGACAAUUGGGAGAAGCUAGCAAAGCAAUUAUUAAUGUAUAAAUCAGCAAAGCAUUUCAAUCCUUUCCUGUGCCAAAUUUUAAAUGUGCCAUCAGCCAUUGAGGGAGCAAAGAGAUGAUUUGCAGCAAUUGGGCUUUGAAGUGAAAAAUGUUGCAACCCGAAACUCUUCCUGAAUUGGCCCCAGAUUAACAAAGACUGUUUGACUACAGGGUUACUGUUGGGGAUAGCUGAAGCUAGAGGAAGUGCAGCACCUGGGAGGGUAGGUAAGGAAACAGGGCUACUAGCACAAACCUCCAUUGUCACCCAAGCUGGAGAGGAGGGCUCAAGAUGGAAGUGCCUCCAAUACAACAUACACCUAAUAUUGGCUGCCCAGUAGUAGUACUGAAAAUUAGGCAAAGCCAUUCCCCCCACCCGCUUAGGUCUUUGAAGAAAUGCCUUCCGUAACCGUGGUUGUCUACCAUUCCAAAUAUAGGAUGUCAUUAGUGAGUCAAGGGCCUUAAAGAAAGAUUUGGGGAUAAGAAUGGGGAGGCACUGAAAUAAAUAGAGGAAUUUGGGAAGCAAUGUCAUUUUGAUUGAAUUUAUUCUGCCAAUGAGGGACAAGGACAUGGGGGACCAUCUAGACAAAAUCUAUUUAACCUGAUCAAAUAGAGUGAGAAAAUUGGAUUUAAAUAAAUUUUUUAAUUCUCUAGUGACACAUAUUCCAAGAUAGGUAAAAUGAUCUUUCACCACCUUUAAUGGGAGAUCCAUGUAGCUUAGUUUAAGAGUCUCUUUAUUAAUCGGGAAUAGCUCGCUUUUGUUUAAGUUGAGUUUGUAUCCUGAAAAUUGGCUGAAAUUCUCCAAGAUAUUGAGAGCUUCCGGUAGAGAGGUGGAUGGUUUAGAGACAAGUAGAAGUAAGUCAUCUGCAUACAGCAAGACCUUGUGUUCGAUUCCCCCCCUCCAUACGCCCCUUAUCCUCUCACAACUACGUAACGCAAUCGCCAGAGGCUCGAUAGCAAUUGCAAACAGGAGCGGGCUUAGCGGCCAGCCCUGUCGUGUCCCACGGUGAAGGUCGAAAUAUUUUGAGUAAUGACUGUUGGUUAGAACUGAGGUAGACGGACAUUUGUACAAUGUCCAGAAAUUACAGGGCCAAAUCUGAAUUUUUCAAGCGUCUGAAAAAGAUAACUCCACUCUAUUCUGUCAAAUGCCUUCUCAGCAUCCAUAGAGGCAAGGCAUUCAGCAUCAACAUGUUUUGAAGAGUAAAGAAUGUUGAGUAGACAACGAAUAUUAUAGAAUGAAUAGCGUCCCUUAAUAAAUCCAGUUUGAUCCGGAGUAAUUACAGAAGGAAGGGUAUCCUCAAGUCUGUUUGCCAAAACUUUGGCAAGGAUCUUCACAUCUGUGUUUAGUAAUGAAAUCGGCCUGUAUGAGCCACAAUCAAGUGGGUCCUUGUCUUUCUUGUGUAACAGGGUGAUACAGGCCUGGUUAAAUGAAGGAGGGCGUGUACCUGAGUUCAAAGAAUCAGAAAACACUGAGCACAGGAAAGGGAUCAAAUCAGUAGAGAAUUUUUUUUAAAAAUCUGAAGGGAGUCCAUCUGGGCUGGGAGAUUUACCUGAUUGCAUAGAUGAUAUUGCUGCAGAGACUUCUUUCUGGGUGAUGGGAGCUUCGAGAUUAUUUCUAAGGUCUUGAGAAAGGGACGGUAAGUCAAGGUUAUUGAAGAAGUUUUCCAUAAUAUUGACGUCAGUAGUACAGUUUGAAGAGUAUAGAUUAGAAUAGAAGGUUCUGAAUUGAUUGUUAAUUGUUUUCUGGUCAGAUGAAAUACUGCCAUUUUCAGUCCGUAAUGCAGCAAUAAGUUGUUUUGCUCUUACCCAACGCAGCUGAUUAGCUAGGAUUUUGCCGUUUUUUUCACCACGUUCAUAAUAGUUACUUUUACUCCGAAUUAAAUGAUUUUCAAUUUGGCGAGACGAGAGAAGAUUCAAUUCUGCCUGGAGUUUCAAAUGCUCCUUGUACAGUUCUGGAGAUGGUGAAUUUGCAUAUUGUUUAUCUAUGUUUAAGAUCUGGUUCGCAAUAUCAGUCUGUUUUUGCCUUGAACACUGCUGCGAAAGAUAUAAUUUGUCCUCUCAGGUACGCUUUCAUGGUUUCCCAGAUUGUUUUAUUCGACACAUCUGGUGUUUUAUUAAUGCUUAAAAAGGUCUUGAUAUAUGAUGAGAUAUGUGUGAGAAAGCAUUCGUCAGAGAGCAACAAUGGAUCUAGUCUCCAGUGUCUCCUUGCAUACUCAGCGUCUGGAAAGGCUAACACCAUGACCAGGGGAGCAUGAUCUGAAAUAAUGAUAGCUUCAUAACUGCAUGACUUUAGAUCUGAGAUUGAUUUAUUGUCUGUAAAGAAAUAAUCAAUUCGAGUAUACGUGUGAUGGACAUGAGAGAAGAAGGAGUAUUCUCUCCCUGAGGGAUACAAGAACCUGCAGGGGUCAGAGAGGCUAAAAUCAUCAAGAAACGCUUUGACAUAUCCAGCAGACUUGCUAAGAGUGGUAGGUUUAGGAGAGGAGCGGUCUAAUGUUGCAUCCAAAAAACAAUUGAAAUCUCCACCAAGAAUUAGAGAGUGAGAAUUUAGAUCAGGAAGUUCAGAACUUAUUGAAAAACUGUACAUCAUCUUUAUUAGGCGCGUAAAAAUUGGCUAAAACUACUACCUGAGACAAUGAUAAAAUGACCAAAUUUAUCUGCUAUGAUGUUGGAGGCCUCAAAAGGAAUGUUUCUAUCAAAUAGAAUAGCCGCACCUCUGGCCUUUCCCCUGAAGCUGGAAUGGAAAUCUGACCUGCCCAGUAUUUGCCAAAACGCCACUGAUCAGUCUUGUAAGUGGGUUUCCUGCAGGAAGGCUACCCCAGCCUUGAACUGUUUUAGGUGUUCCAAAACUUUAUUUCUUUUAAUUGGGUGAUUUAACCCCUUAACAUUCCAGCUUAUGAAAUUGAGAUUACCUUUCAUCUAAAAGAAGCUUGAAGGAUAAUAGAGUAAGUAGCCCCAAGGGAAGAAAGAGAAGAGAGGGAGAAAGAAAAAACAAACAGAGAAAGAAAAAAAAAAACAACAACAACAAGAACAAAACGAACAACAGCAAUAUGUCAACAAACCCCUGAACCAACCCAACCCCAAACUCACACAGCGCUCCAUAGAGCGACCACAGAGUGACCCCCUCAGGUCUCAGCAUAAACAUACCAAGAACUUACUUCCUAUUCACUAGCUCCCAUAAAGUUUAACAAUUAACCCUCUAACCAGUAGAGUAGAAACCUCAUAAUUGUCCACAAUUGUUUACUCGCAGAAAUCAGGAUGAUCAUUGGACACCAUUCAGUGUCACGGCGGUGUGGACUCACUCUCUCCCAGGCUGUGGAGGAAUUUGGUGGCUUUAUUGACAGACGUGAACCACUUCUUCUCGCCGCUCUGGAGAGUAAUGCGCAGCUUUGCCGGGAAGAGCAGAGAAGGAUGGAGACCUCUUCAGCCAUAACAUCUUUGUAUUUCGCUCACUGCUUUAAGACAUCAGCACUAUAGUCCUCAUAGAAUCGGAGCUUGUGGCCGCGGUGUUCCAGCUCUCCUCGUUUGCGCGCCUCCCUAAUCACCAAGUCCUUCAACUGGUACCGAUGAAAGCGAAUGAUAACGGGAUGGGGUUUGUCCCCCGGGCCGGGCUUGGGAGCGAGGCUGCGGUGCGUUCUGUCCAGCUCCGGGGGGAGAAGGGAGUAUUUCCUUGCCUAGGACGUCUACUAGGAGCUGGGAGAAAAAGGUGGUAGGGCGUGGACCCUCGACAGACUCAGGUAAACCCACAAUGUGGAUAUUCUGCCUCCUGCUGCGUCCUUCUAAAUCGGAGAGUUUUGAUUUCAGCCACUUGUUGUCUUCUUCUAACGCAGAGCACGUAGCUUCAAGUUGCUGCAGCUGUUGGCUGACCCCGUCUGCAUUAGACUCCAGAUUGGUAAUACGCUGUCCUUGGCCCGAGACCUCAGCUUGAAUCUGGUCCAGCUUGGUUUCCAGACUUGCAAAAGAUGUCCUGAAGUCAGCGGCGAGGGAGGUCCUGUGCUUCUCAAGCAGAUCUGCGAUGUUCCCCGCUGACGCGUUAGCUGUGCCGCUAGCAUUAGCUGCUGAGGUAUCCGCUGCUGCAUCUUUUUUUGCAUUGUUUCCUGUAUUUUGACAUAGCUUUUUGUUGUGGUAUCGAAACUGUCUGUAAUCAGACCCAGAUGCACCACAUUAAAAUGAAAAAAGUUGGGUUCGAAAAGGUAAAAGAUGGGAGCCAGAAAACUUCCCUCCUACUCCAUGCUCAGCAAACCGGAAGAAAAACUCAACCUGUUCUUCAACAGAUUUGACACUGCUGUCACACCCACUUCCACUGCUACUCCACCUUCCUCUCCGCAACAAAUCUCCACUACAACUUCUCCCCUUCCUCCUCCAUCUCGUUCAAAUAUCUAAACCACUUCAACUGCCUCCCUCCUAAAACACCAGUCCGUGUCUGUCACCAAAACAGGAGUGAGGAUGGAGCUUGGAGGACUUUGUCCUGGGAAGGCAGCUGGUCCAGAUGGUGUGUAUCCAAGGCUGCUUAGAGACUGUGCUGCAGAACUGUGUCAAUGUCUCCACAGGAUCUUUAACCUUUAAGUCUACAGCUAGGGCGAGUACCUGCUCUGUGGAAAACAUCCUGCAUUGUGCCAGUACCAAAAACAAAAUGUCCUGCUGAACUCAAUGACUACAGACCAGUGGCCCUCACUUCACACAUCAUGAAGACCCUGGAGCAACUGAUUCUACGCCUUCUGAGGUCUGAGGUCAGAGACGAACUGGAUUCCCUGCAGUUUGCAUACAAAGAACACAUUGGAGUGGAUGAUGCUGUCCUCUACAUGCUUCACCGUGCCCCACUCAUCUGGAGGAACCUGGGGUUUAUGUGAGGAUCAUGUUCUUUGACUUUUCAAGUGCAUUUAACACCAUCCAACCCACUAUACUCAAAGACAAGCUCACAGAGAUGGGAGUGGAUCCUGCCUGUGUUUCCUGGAUCACAGAUUACCUGACAAGAAGGCCACAGUUUGUCAGGCUGGGGAACUGUGUUUCUGGGACAUUAAUGAGCAGUACAGGGGCUCCACAAGGGACAGUGCUGGCACCAUUCCUGUUCACACUGAUUCUGUCAGACUUCAAAUACAGCACUGAGUCCUACCGCUAUUGUGGCACGUAUCAGAAAUGAACAAGAAGGUGAAUGCAGAGAUCUAAUAAGAGCCUUCAGUGACUGGAGUCACAAAAACUGCCCCCUCCUCAACACCUUAAAGACAAAUGAGAUGGUCAUAGACUUCCAUAGAUCCAAACCCCCUUUUCAGCCAGUGAACACCUGUGGAGUGGACAUUGAAGUGGUGACAUCAUAUAAAUACCUAGGUGUACAUUUGGAUAAUAAGUUGGACUGGUCUAAGAAUAUAGACUUCAUUUACAGUAAGGGGCAGAGCCACUUCUUUUGCCUGAGAAGACUCCAAUCAGUUGACAUCUGUAGUAAGAUGCUGCAGAUGUUAUAUCAGUCUGUGGUGGCAAGUGUGCUGGGGAGGAAGCAUCAAACACAGAGAUGUGAUACGUCUUAACAAACUGGUGAAAAAGGCUGGCUCUGUGGUUUGACUCAAGCUGGACUCAGUGGAGGAUUUUUGUGGAGAGAUCUACACUGAGGAAGGUGGAGACUAUUCUGAAGAACAUGGAUCACCCACUUCACAACACCUUGAUGGACCAAAGGGCAAAUGGUGGUGGACGGCUCCUCUCUCUUAGCUGCAGGACAGAAAGAUUCAGAAGAUCUUUUGUGCCAACAGCCAUUAGACUUUAUAACUCUUGUGUAAAUAGUAGAUAAAUGUAAAUAGUAGAUACUUUUAGAGACAUGUCAAGUGAAACAACAGACAAUUGAAUUUCCCUUCAGGGAUUAAUAAAGUUCUUCUUAUGUCAUCUGCAGACACAGUUAGGGUUAAGAGGAGUUUUCUUAUCUCCUUCAAUAAAUUCUAAAAUAAAUAAAUUCUAAAUGUUAACUGAUAUGCCGCAUAAAACUGGAACUUGGAGCUUGGCAAAUAUUAGUGCAUUGCUUAGAUCUCAUGCUACCUUAAUAUUGAGGCUGCGGAAGUUUUUGCGGUUUACAUAGUCUGCCUUACUUGGCCCCAGACUGGUUGUAAUGGGGAUGUGUGUGCAGUCUAUGGCCCUCUGGGGAAGCCUGAGAAAAGGGAGGAUUCAAUAUCCAAAUGCAUAAAUAGAAAAGUUCAAUAUGUGGACUUGCCAUUUAUGACCCUGCCUGCCAGUGCAUAAAACCCCUCUUUGAUGGCAUGCAGGGGCAGAUGGCGAGGAAAAAGGACAAACAUGUCCAGCAGAUCCGUUAGUGCCCUAUCAACUGCAUGAACUGCUUUGCAGCAGGUAUUUUUGCUGAGGUUUUCUGUAUCAACCACAGCAUGGAUAAAAGUGCCUGUGGGUUUUGUAGCAAAAAUGAAUAAGUGAAGGAAUAAAGUAGCCUAAUGCAAAUCCUUAUUUAGUCUUUUCAUGUGAGCCAUGCUUUGUCAGUGUAAAAUAACAUGAAGAUAAUUAGACAACUAAAUCUGUAAAAUACUCACCGCUGCAAGACAGACAGUCUGCGGGCUCAGAUUUGUCAGUGGGCAGUUUUUUAUACCCUGCUCUCGAGCAGGUUUGGCGUUCCCUGUAAGUAACCAGGGCAAUGAACCUGAAUUGAAAGAAAUCCACUAUCGUAGUACGGAAAACCCAGGAGUUAUCCAGAAGUUAUCUCGCUAAGAUCAAAUCCAGCUCUGUAGUACAGGACUCUAUUAACGUAAACAAAGGUUUCUCAAGUUUCUGUUCUUGUGGAUAAAAUUUAAACUAUCUGUACCAAUGCUCUUUGGUACUAAAAUGUAAUGUAAACAAAAGUGCUUACUCUCUGGUGUAUAAACAUAAAGAAAGGUGCUUGGUCUCUGAGGCCUGUACUAUGAAGCUGGAUUUGAUAACUUCUUGAAUAACUCCUGGGUUUUCCAUACUACAAGGUGGAUUUCUUUCUAUCCGGGUCAGUUUCCCUGGUAACUCACGUGGGACGCCUGCUCCAGAGCAGGUUAUGUUUCAGGAUAAGAUCUCAGCAGGUAUAAAAGACCACCCACUGACCAAUUGGAUCGCUUGGAAAAAUGGCUUGCCCAUUUUUACCAGAUCCCGUGGACACCAGUGCACGGAUAGUGAGAACAGCACUUCGCUGAGAGCGUUAUAUUCAUAAUCGUUCAAAUCCGUUUGAUUUACCUGACAUUCUCUCUGAACGAUAGAGAUUUUCCUCAUGCAGCCUUAAUAUUCAGGUAGCAUAAGUCUAAGCAAUGCACUAAUAUUUGCCAAGCUCCAAGUUCCAGUUUUAUGUGGCCUAACAGUCAUCAUUCAGAAUUUAUUGAAGCAGAGUAGAAAGCUCCUCUUAACCCCAAAUGUGUCUGCAGAUGACAUGUGACCAUCAGAUGAUGAAGAAAAAGGAAGAAAAGCUCGUCAUCAAGGCAGUGUGAGGAAAUCACUGUUUACAUGUUGAAAUAUGUAAAAAUAAAAUCUAACAAGAAACCCAUUAACCACUUUAGGAUGUUUUUCUAUUUAUUUUAUUUGCUCCCACGUACUCUUUUCCCCUCUGCUGUUGCAUCUGAAAUAAUGAUGUCAAUGAUGAUGGUGAUCGCACACACUACAUGACAACAUAUAAGUGGACAAUAAAUUUAUGAACGCACAAAUGUAAUUUACACAAUCAGCGCUUUUUUGCCAGCAGUCCCUCCAGCUUCUAGCCGUGAUGGCAUUCUUGCUCCUCGCAGUCUCACCAGUCUCACGAUUAUUCCUUAUAUUUGUGCUCUGUUCCUCGGCUGUGAAAUAUGAUGCGCAGCCUUCUCCAUUGUGGAGAUUGGUCCGCUGGCACUGACCCCACUCCCUUUACAUGUGCGCGCACGGAUCUAGAUUGGCUACAACUGGAUUCAGUUAUCGAGCUGAUAUCCUGCCUCAUAGUACAGCUGAUCGGGAUCUGGUGAAUUUGAGCAAGUUGUGGCGGAGUUAUCCUUGGUGUGUUAAUCCAGCUUUGUAGUGCAGGCCUCUGGUGUAUAAAUGUAAACAAAAGUGUUUACACUACACAAACAUUUUAACUACCUGUAUCAAUGCACUUUGGUACUCAAAUGUAAAUGCAACCUUUGGCUGCUCUUUAAGUUCAACCUGACUAUAUGUGGGUUUUUCUGAGUAAUUCUUGUCAUUGAAUACUAUUUUUAAUCUUUCCCUGCAUACAGCAGGUUCAUGUUCAUCUUUUUGCCUCUACCCCUCAGACAUGCUGAGUAUGCUUGAGGUUUCUCUAACAACAUCAUAUUAAUAUUGUAUAAUCAUCUUCAGAAACCGCUCACCUCUCUUCUCAAUGUCUUCUGUCUCACAGCUGAAAGGCUCAACAGAUCACAGUUACUUUGACAGCUACCCUCCUGAUGAAGACCCUCCUCCUGAUGAGCUGUCAGGCUGGGACAUGGACUUCUGAAACCUUCUGCUCUGUCCUGUCCUAUUUUCAUUCCAAACCAAGAACCAAACCCAGAGAGCAGAGAGGGUUCGAUAUCACCUGGCUGGAAGUUUUAUGGUCUGGAAAACAGAAGCUGCAGUUAGACAGUUACUUAAAGCUAUGGACAGCUGUCUCAACACAAAUAAAGAGCAGCUGAGUAAAAAUUAGCACAAGACCCCAGGUGUGGUGAACAUAUGACACCUAGCUGACUGAAAGAGAAAUUAUCUGUAAUUCUAAUUCUUAAUCUGAUUUAAUCAGAUGAGUUUUCUAUAUAUUCAGCUCUAAUGGGUGUCAUAAAUAAAGAAAUAAACUAAACUGUUUGUGUGUGUGUGUGCGUGCGUGCGUGCGUGCGUGCAUGCGUGUGUGUGUGUGUGUACGGAAUGAAAAUGUUAAAGCUGUAGCCUGGAGAUAAUGACUGCAGGAUACAGCUGUUUGUUGGUAUUUUACAUAAGGUUUCCUUUUAAGGAUAGGUUUUGCAGCAAAUUGACUUUAUUUUGUGUUGUCCUGUAAAGAUGAUUUCACUCCCUCUUUUCCCCAACCAGGACUCUUCUUCUACAGAGCCAUGCUGUUGUGAUACAUGCAGAAUAAGCCGGGUGGUCCCUCAACUCUUCAUAGAGGAGGAUGCAGCAACCAUGAUUUCUAAAAAGUCAGAAUUUGAUUGAUCGGCCUGUAGGACAGUUUUCCUCUUUCCCUCAGUCCACCUCAAAUGGGCUGAGUCCAGAGUCCAGAGAAGUUCCUGGUGUUUCUGGAUCAUGUUUCUUUCAGGUGUAAAAUUUUUAUCAAAUAGUAUUAAACUAAGAGUUCUUUAAAAAAAAAAAAAAUCACCUAAAAUUAAAACCUGAUUCUCAGAAAGGAUCACUUUGUUUUUGUCAUAUUAAAAUAUUAUUUUAAAAACCAGGUUGACUGCUACCCAGUUCACAAAACCUAUCCGUGUAGGUUUGGGGCCUACAGGGUGACCGCUCCACUUGUCUGCUGAUAAAAAUUGAGAUUUGCCCUAUGUGCUGAGAUCUGGAUUAACUUGCUUGGACUGCAGCCCCUCACAACUUGAUCUCAAUAAGAGGUAGAAAAUGGAUGGAUGCACUUUUGUUGUAAAAGUACAUUUUUAUUCUUCAGUAAGACACCAUGUCAAACGUUUAUACUCUGAUCUUGUGACUAAAUUUUCUUACAACUUUUCACACAUAAAAUAUUGUUCAGUUUUUAUAAGGUUACAAAUCUAUCCUGAAAAUUUUCUUUGACUUUUUUCUUUAAAUAUUCGAUUUUUUUCCCCUUUCAUUACUCCAUUACCAGAACCUGCGCUCAGCCAAGGGGCAGCAAAGUCUGGUCUCUGAAUUUUCUGCAAUUUUUGAUCUAAUUUUGCGUAUUUUUAUCAAUUUUGUCAACUGCUGAUGGAUAUUUCUGCGAGGAUAGGGGUUUAUUCAUGAGGAGAGCUUUUAUUGAGACAGAGCAAAUCUGGACCAAAACAUCCGAGGUGUUUUGUGGUUGCUGUGUUGGCGAGGAGGUGAAGGCCAAGUUGAAGGCUUGGAAAUGGAGAUAUAAACCCUUUCUUCCACCAGUCAUCAUGGGAAACAUCACCCCUCUGUCCAACAAAAGUAACGAACUGGAGAUAUUGGUGAAGACUGAGAAAGCAUACCCUAAAGGCUAAAGUUUUGUGAUGUUCUCCAUAUAACAAUUGCUAGGACUCAACAUGGUGAAAAAAGCUGGCUCUGUGGUAGGACUCAAGCUGGGCUCAGUGGAAGAUGUUGUGGAGAGAUGCACAUUUAAGAGGGUGGAGACUAUUCUAAAGAACAUAGAACAUCACUUCAUAACACCUUGAUGGACCGAAAAACAACAGUGGUAGAUGGCUCCUCUCUCUUCACUACACGACAGAGAGAUUCAGAAGAUCAUUUAUACCCACAGCCUUCAGACUUUACAAUUCUUCUUUACAUAGUAGAUGAGAUUAGAGUCUGGACAAAUGAAUUUCCCUUUAAAGAUAAAUAAAGUUCUUGUAUUUUAUUACACUGUGGAAUUUUUAAUUAUCAGGUCUUGAAAAAAAAGAAAAACAUCUCUUUUAGGUCUGCAUACUUUUAUUCAUUUCUUUGAGUUUGUGUAGGGAUGGUCGGGGCUCAGAGGAGGAGGGGUCCUUUCAAAACUCUCACAUCUGUCGUGAUAAGUGUCCAUCACAGUCAUAAAAAACAUCAAUGUUUCCGAGCUUUGGCCCUCUCUCUCAGACCUCACCUCUACAAGAUAUUCAACAUACAGAAAAUAAAUAGAUGCACGUUAAAGGUCAUUUCCAUAUACAAAUAAUAUUUAUGAAGCUUAUUGUACAAGCAUUUUAUUUUACCUACAGUGUAAAUUUACAAGAAAGGACUGAAGUCUGAAGUGAGCUGCUGAAACUGACUGUAAUUCCAACACACAUGAAUAAAAGUCAGAAAACAGGCAGCCUCUUUUCAACCCUACAGCAUACACCGCUGAAAUCUUUUUUUGCACAAAUAUGAACCAAAAACUGGAAAAGAGUCAGUACAAAAAAUAUGCAUACACGGUUAUUGACACAAAAUAAAUGCCUCUGAAAUAUCAAAAUAGUGAAUUAUCUGAAAUACAUCAGAGAAUUAACUCCACCAGCGAUUAAACUUUUCAUAUAUAAAACACUAUUUCCAGCUGCUUGUUUGAAGGUAGACUGAGCCCAUCUUAACAGGUGAUCAAUCAAAUCAAACCUAUUCAAAAGCAGAAAUCCCCCCCGCUCAAAAGGCACUUUUUUUCUUAAACAGAGAAUACUAUCAUCUGCAUACAGAGAGCUAUAUACAAAAUAUAAUGUACAAAUCUAGAGAGAAAAAAUUAUGUCGUUAUGUCUGCUCUGAAUAAAUAUUUGGUUUUAUAAUCUCUGACAUGAAUGUAUAACCUGGAAAUACCUUCCUGCUCCCCCAGGUGUUUAUGCUGGUUCCGUUUUUUUUAAACCUGCACUUGAUCAAACAACGCACCCCCUUAUGACUCAUAAAAACCGCCUCCUUACAGUAAAAUUAAAGGUCUAUGCAACCAUGAAAACAAUCUGUCCCUCCCUGAUAGUUGCAUAGCUCAUCAUUUUAGGCUUUUGCGACUCAAGGCAAAUUGUAUUGACUCUGUUGCCCCCUCUGUUUAAAGGAGUACAUUGUACGUCUUUGCUGACCCUGUUUGUAUCCUGAUUAAAAACAUUCACUUGCUGUGAAUCUUUCCCAAGGGAAAUGUAAAACAGGCACUUGAGUUCCACACUUGACACACUCUUUACAACAAAAAAAGACGAGACUAUUAAUCUGUGAAACAGUUUUUAAAUAUGAUGAAUCAGCCAUUGGUCUGUGAAUGUGGCUUCUUAAGCAAUAAAGUCUCUGCGGUAUAUACAGUCUGCGUUUUGAUGGUUGUGAUCUUGUUUUAGCUCAGUCUGGGGAUGCACACUUAUCACCUUUUGAUCUAAUUUUGCCCUCUUAAUUUAUAGUACUGAAUUAAUUCUAUUUCUAUGACAGUUGGAGAGAUUUUGGGUUUAUUUUAGCACUGCAGACAGGAGAUUUUCAUGAUCACCCCUAGGCCUCUAGGCCUAGGAGCACGCUCAUUAAUAUGUCCAGCUGUUGACACGACCUGACCAUAGCCUAUGAGCAGGCCUGUGUUUUGACCUCUUCCUUCCUAACUUUCCCUGCCUCAGCAAAUAUUUAAUAACACCUCUUGAUUUUUUCUUUUUUUUUCUCACCAAUAUGCAUCUACUGUAUGGCACUUUAUAAUGUCAUGCCAACAUGCUCUAACACAGACUUGAGGGUGCAGGGUAUAAAUGAGGUUGGUUUUUACUGUGCUGCACUCUGAUGGUGACAGGAAAAAUGAUGGGAUAACAUACUGAACUGUAUAGAAAUGCAUUUUCAUAAUUGUCACUCUGAGCUGUGAAUACAUAGAUGUCACCACUGUGUAGCAGCGACAUGGUCAGACACAGAGAGGGUCAGCCUGAGACCAGGUUAUUUAAAAACACAGGAUCAGUCCUCUGUGCUGCCAAACUGCAGGACUCAUAGUGUGUUUCAGCCUAGUGGUCUGGUUCUGUUCAGUCCAGUUAAGUCUGAUUAAACCUGAUCUUGCCUACAUUUCUAGAGCAGACUAUACCUUUCUCUGGCAUUAAAUCAGGAAGCAUGUUGCAUGUGCGUACAAGUUAACAGACUAGACUUUAGAGGAUUCUUGCAUUGCUUCUUUUAGAUUUUUUCUCUGUUUUUUAAAUAAGCAGCUAGAUUUGAUGUAUUUGAGAACUUUUCGAACUUCUAAUGAUGGAAAUAUAAAUGACUGAGUGCCUUACCAUACUGAAGCAAACCACCUGGUGGAAACACAGCUUUGUCAGUUGAACUUAUCUGCCCUCAUGAAGGUGUGAAAGCCUCUAAUUGUCCUGUAGUUUGAAACAUUUGGCUGUUUAAUGUUGUAGUUCCCUCUAAAUUCCCAAAUUCAAAUUC
Messenger RNA from Xyrichtys novacula (pearly razorfish), 51951 nucleotides. The record is from the annotation of a GenBank genome assembly. NCBI's taxonomy places the organism in Eukaryota, Metazoa, Chordata, Actinopteri, Labriformes, Labridae.